UUUCAAUGUAGCCUGUUGCCACUGCAGUGCACAGUACAAGGAUCUAUCUAGAAGCUAACAUUCUAAAAAGUGUUUUGUUUUGCUACAGUGGGAUUUAUAUUCCUUCUUAGAUGUGUCAGUGGGUUACAUUUAAUGACAAUGUAAGAAGGAGAUAUAAUGCUUCUGACUAGAGAAACUCAGAAUGAAAAUGACCCCUCAGCAGACAAGUCUACAGAAAGCGCUUAGUAGCAAAGAUCUAGGAUCGUGGAUCCAGGAAGGUGGAAAGGUGCGUAUUGUGCAACAAUUGUACUGUUUAUGCUGGGAGGGUUAUUCACUAACAUGUGAACUGUCAGGAAUUCAAUCUGAAAUGUUAUGGCCAAAAAAAAACUAAACUGGAAACUUAGCCGCCUUGUAGAAGUUUUCUAGUUUUGCUGCUUUCAUUUUAUCAAUUUCUCAACCUGUAGCACGUGUUUUCUGUACGGUAUUUAUGACCGGUACGGGGGAUACUUCAGUACGUGUCUGUCUUUUGUAUUGGUGUUUGAUUAGAAUUAGUAUUUUCAAGAUAAAUGUUUGAAAUUUGGAGAAAAAACCUGGUUGAAAGUAUAUUUGCAAACAUUGGGCAGGUGUUUCGUAAAGGAGUACUAAUGUGUCAAACAUAACCCUGGUUUAGGGACAGUAUAUAAGAGAAACAUAUAUGCCAAUCUAUCUACUUGUGGGCUGCUGUUAGUCUGUAAACCCUUGGUGUGUUUAGUUAUCAGUUAUGAUAUUUUAUAGCAAUCUGUAUUGGCUUGGAUGUUGUAUAGUCUAUUACUGGAAUGUGCACAUUGUUCAUUCUAUAUUCUUUGUAAAUACUGAUAUAUAAUAAAUAUAUUAGAAAAAGGUACAAGUCUACAAUGUCUAUAUGAGUGUAUUGAGCUGAAAUGUUUAUAUUCUUUUUAGAAAUGCAUACAAUAUUGCUUGCAGAUACAUUACCUGCUCAAAGAAUCGUUAUAUUCUUAUGUCUUAAGGUAAAUGUUAAAAGCAUAAUUAAUGGAUUAUAAUUUUAAAUAGAUGGCUAUACAGACUUUAAUUACAACCAAACUGACAAAACACUGUACAUCUCAUGCAUCUUUAUUUGGAAUUGUACUUUUUUUCUAAAUUGUAAACCGAAUGGAUGAUAUAUGUUCAUAAUCAAUACUAGCAGAAUACUUGUAAAACAUAAUAAUGAUUGUUAUUCACUUACCUGUGAGUAUUUAGAAACGCAAAGUGAAAUUAAUGUGAAUUUUCCGUUUUAGACCAAAUAGUUGAAUUUGAAAUAUUUUUCAAGCCAGGUGUGUUUUCAGUUCAACUAUUUUAGACAAUUAUUUUAUUUUAUUUUAAUUCUCAGCAAUUCACAUUUUAGUAAAUAACUCUGCAUGUGCUAUUUUAAAAGAUGCCUGGCAAGAGAUUUUAUGGUAACAAUGAGGGGUAGUCCUUGAACGCCAGAUGUGGAAAAACAUCAUAGGAAACAACAUUUUGACUGCCAAAAUGUAGCUGUCACUGAUCUAUAGAAUGCAAGAAGGAAUUCAUCAACAUUUGUUUGCCUUAGUAUGAAUAUAUUUUUUUUGAAAAUACAUUUUAAUACUUUGAUAAUAAACAUUUUUAUCAUAAACUUAAUCUCAGCUCUUUUGAAAAGCAUCUUUAGACAGAUGAUGAACUGAUAGGUGAGGGAGUAAAUGUGUGUUUUGGUACUAUUGUAAUAGUGGACAUAUCUGUGGAAAAUAAUAGAUUACAGAAUUAUUCUAAGCAAAUCUCCUACAGGUAAACAUAGAUUUUCUUUAAUUCUCUAUAUACCACUGUAUUGAAGAUAAUAACGCCCUUGACAAACAGUACCAUCUGAAGAUACCAUCUGUUAAAACAGAAAAUCAGAAACAACUAAAUAGAAUUUUUUUUUAAAUGUCAUUGACAGAUUUAGUUGAAUAUUUCUUGAUCUAGAAUACAGUAAAACACAAUUUAACCUCCUUAGCCUGCCUUUGCCACUUUAAGUAUAGUAAUAACUCACCUUAUUUCCAUCGCCCCGGCUCCAUCCCCUUGGCUGACAUAAUCAGAGUUGAUGAUCUCAGCCAAUCACAAUGCUUUCCCUUUCAGAAAGCAUUGGAUUGGCCGACAUAAUCAAAUCUGAUUAUCUCAGGCAGACCGGGCGACGUAGCCAGCGCUGUCGGAUCCAUGCAGCACUGGAAAUAAUGUAAUUGAAUCAAUCCAUCUCUAUGGGGAGACGCUGAAUGUCAGUGCUGAACUUCCAGCCAGCACCUCUAGUGGUUGUCUGAAGAGUGGCUACCAGAGUUGUUCCUAGACUAUAUGACUAUAUAUAUAUACACAUAAUGUAAACUGAAAAGGCAGUUACAGCAAAAAGCUUGCAGGGACAUACUAUACUCACCAGAACAACUACAUUAAGCUGUAGUUAUUAUGGUGACAAUAGUGUCUCUUUAAAGUUAGCCGUAAUGAAUAAAAAAAACACAAGAGGCAGUUAAUUUGCUAAACACCAAAUGAUAGUAUAUAGCAUCCAAUCCCCUGUGUUGCUUGGGCUAAUGAGCAAUUGUUAGUCUGAAUAGCAAUGGGCAGCUUUCAUUGGCUGAGAACACAGUGCCCAUUGCCGGUAUUAUUUGGUGUGGAUAGAAAGAAGUGUGUAAUCUCUGUCUUAGCCAUAUCUGCAUUAGGGGCCAGGGCUGCAGGUGGCCAGGGAUGCUUGUUUAGUAUUAAAUUGCUGGAAAAUGUUUAACACUGAAUAGAAGAACAGUGCCUGGGGUCUCCAGCUACUAUAACCAAUACAAUGAGAUGAAGUAGUUAUAGUACCUACUAGACUUGUGCAAAACAUAGUUCGAGCUAUUUUGUUUAAAUAAAAUUACUGGAUAUCGUCAAAGCUAAUCGAUUCUUGAAUCGUUUUACCUUCCAGUAUCGAUUUUCUUGGGGCAAAUAAUGAUUAACACAUUUUUGCACAAGUCUAGUUUCUACAGUGUUCCUUUUAAAACAAAGGCCUCAAUUUAAUAUUUUUGGGUAAACUUUUAAAAGGGUAUAACAUUUUUUGGAUAAUCUAAAAAAAAAAAAAUGAAUAAACUAAAAUAUUAAAAUAUAAAAAAAUAUACAUCAGAUAUAUAUUUAUAUAUAUAUUGAUUAUAUAUAUAAUCAGUAUAUAUAUAUAUAUAUAUAAUCAAUAUAUAAAAAUAUUAAAAUAUUUUUUAAAAUAUUAAAUCAAAAAUAGCUAAGAAUAUUAAAUAAGUUGAAAAGCUUAUGCAAAAAAAUUUAAUUGAGGCCAUAAAUAAAUGUGUACCUGUCUGUAUUUAAAAUUUCUUCAAAUGUCAGUUGAUUUUUAUAAAUAUGUUGCAUUUUUGGCUUUUCUUACUGGUGAAAAUCAGUUAUAUCAUCAAAAUGUACAUGAACAUAAUGUGCUCUUGCUGUGUUAUGGGAAGCAAAUGAAUAUUCUCAUACUGGAACCAGGAAGAAAUUCCACAAGGUAAAACUGCACACAACAAUAAGCAAAAACAGGAAAUGUUAGGAGAUAAAUAAGAUUCAGCUGACACAGUCAGGAAAAUUACAAAAAAGGAAAUCUUUCCUUAAUUCUUAAUGUACUAAUGGACAAUGUUCUGCCACUUACACAUAUAGGAAUUAUAGCUCCUUUUAUUACUAGAUGUACGCAGAAUAUUUAAUAAUUUAUUUUAAAUGCUAAAAAAAGUAUUUUCCCUAUAUAUUAUAUAUUUCCCUAUAGAAAAAUCUUGGAGGAAAAACAUGAUGUUAAAUGUGUAAAGAAAAAAAAAAGUAUAGCGUGCACUUGCCAAUACCGUGAAAUUACCUUCAUGUACAUGUUCUAAAAACAAAUAAUAUACACUUAUUUAAAUCACAUUGCUAUAUCUUUUAAAGUAUGAUGUUUUUGUUUGUAUAAUAAAGUAUUUGGUUAUCAAAUUCUCUUGGACCCUCCUGUCUUCAGUGUUCAAUUUCCCUUUGCGAUUCCUUGAACACAGAACCUUAUGUAUAGAGAUUUUUAACUCACAUCAAGUGUCGUGACGGGAGUUUUUUGCUCUUCUUGCAUUUUUUAGCCUGCAGUUCCUUUAGCAUUUCACACCCACUCUAGAAUAUAUUUUUAUACAUUUGCCGGAUUAGAUUUUUUUGUAUUACAGAAACCUCUAGCCGCAUAACAGCCACUAGAGAUAGAUAGUUAUUUUUAAUAAUGUAAAGGAACACUCCAAGCACCAAAAGCAGUGUUAGUGGUCAAACUGAUAAAAAAAUGGUUUAACAAACUACAUGAGGUCCUUCCGGCACUGGUUACCUCCUCCCAGUGAUGUAUUUAGCAUUUGUGCUGCAUUAGACGGAAGUCGGGCAACCCCUAAUUUACAUUUGCCCCACCCCUUCCUGUCAAUGCCACACCUCUUCCUGUUAAACGACUAACACACACUUUGACUGACAGACACACUCUCAGAUUCACUGACAUACACACACUGAUUUCACACAAUCACUGACAUACACACAAUCACUGACAUACACAAUGAUGCAGACACACACACUGACAGGCAUACACAAUCACUCAGACACAUUCACUGACAGACACAUACUCACAGACACACACUGACAGACAGACACACACACUCACUCUGACACACAGGUGCCCUCACAGACACAAUCACUCAGGAACAAACAUAUUCACUGACAGACACACACACACUCUCUCACUCACUGACAGGCAGCCACACAGUGACAGACACACUGACAGACAUACACACACAAUCAUUCAGAUACACACUGACAGACAUACACACACAAUCACUCACAUACACACUGACAGACAUACACACCCAAUCACUCAGACACACACUGACAGGCAUACACACACCCUCACUCACUGACAGACAGUCACACAGUGACAGACACACUGACAGACAUACACACACAAUCAUUCAGAUACACACUGACAGACAUACACACCCAAUCACUCAGACACACACUGACAGACAUACACACACUGACAGCCAGGCACACACAAUCACUCAGACAUUCACACACUGACAGUGCUCCCCCCCAACAUUAACCAGUUACUAUUUCUUUUUUAGUUUAAAUCCACCCAGCCUCCAUCCCUUUGGGAGUCCAGUCUUCUUGCAGGAAUGGAUGCAGGCGGCCGGACGGCUAACUAAGAAUCCGGGCAGGCGGCGCUGGCGAGGGAGCACUGAUUAGUGAGCUGUCUCUGCUCAGCUCCCUCGCGCACCGCAGAGUGAUGCCGAAAGCCGGAAUAUGACGUCAUAUUCCGGUUUCCAGGAUCACUCUGAGGCACGCGAGUGAGCUGAGCAGAGACAGCUCACUAAUCAGUGCUCCCUCGCCAGCGCCGCCUGCCUGGAUUCUUAGUUAGCCGCCCGGCCGCCUGGAACCUUAGUUAGCCACCGCCAGGCUAACAAGGUAUUUGCCUGGGUGUUUGGGGACGGUGUUUUUGCCUCCCCCUGGAAAGUGCCGCCCAAGGCAAAUGCCAUUUUUGCCUUGUGGCAAAUACGUCCCUGCCUCCUCCCCUGCACCCCAGAGAGUCCCUGCAGUGAGCUAACUCAGAUGUGCAGUGCUGAGCUCACUGGCAGGGAGUGCUCAGAUGAUGCUCUGCGGCAGUGGUAGGAGUUAGCUCAGUGGAGCGUCAGAACUCCACAGGCAGAGGGAAUCGGUGCCCAGUGGACCCCAGCCAAGUUGUCAAAUUGCUCUUAAAGGGACACUAUAGGCACCCAGACCACUUCAGCUCAUUGAAGUGCUGUGGGUGCAGUGUCCCUGUCCCCCUUAGCCCUGCAAUGUAAAUCAUUGUAGUUUUAGAGAAACUGGUGGUUAACCGACUUUUGGUCACCUGGCGCUGGACGUCCGCACGUUCUGCAUGAAAACAUCCAGCAUCUGUUAAAUCCCCAUAAGAAAGCAUUGAGGUGUAAUGUGCUCAAGGCUCUUGCUGUGCAUGCACAUUAGUCCCCUUUCCCCUGUUCAGAUGAUGUUGAAGGAGGCAGAGAGCCGGCCUAACAUGAAGGGAGAUCGGCACUGGAAUUGGGUAAGUGUAAAAAGGGUUCCAUGCCCCUGAAGAGGGUGAGGCGAAGGAGGCCUUACACUAUGGAAUUCCCUUUGAAAUCUUUUAAUUACUUACAUUGAAUGGGUGCCAGACACUGUGAAGGUACUUUGUUAAGCUUGGCUCUAUUCACCAAUCCUAUACUAAGACUUGUACUAACAGUGAAGUAGAGAUCACACUGAUAAUCUACAUAUGGCCCUGUGGAUAUUGAUUUUUGCUGCAGCAGCAGUUCUCUCUGUUAGUUGCUUCCUAAACCUGAAAAUAUUUAGGUGUCUCAGGGUUUAUUUAAUUGUUACAUGUGAUAUUGACAGCGGACAUGUAUAUUUGCUCUAUAUUUCCAUACAUUCCCUGAAUUCUUUUCUAACAGGGGAGCUAGUCAUUUAUAUCUUUGUUAAUAGAUGACUGUGGCAGAGCAUGCCAAUUAAGGGGACUGUGAUAGCUCAUGAUGGUGGAUUUAACAAAAACACAGACUAUUUAUUUAGAUUGGUUAAGUAAAUAUUCCUUUUCUUUUCUUUUCAAUGUUUUGAUUGUGAACCACAUUCACAAUAUUGGUAGACUUCAAAUACCAGCGCUCAUCACAUACUAAUAAAAGGAGUGCUCCAUGUUCGGAGUUUCUAGUGUUGUACAUUGUCAUUAUUAUUAUUAUUAUUAUUAUUGCUGCCAUUUAUAUAGCGCCAACAGAUUCCGUAGCGCUUUACAAUAUUUUGAGAGGGGGAAUGUAACAAUAAAUAGGACAAUUACAAGAAAACUUACAGGAACAAUAGGUUGAAGAGGACCCUGCUCAAACGAGCUUACAGACUAUAGGAGGUGGGGUAUUAGAAACAUUAGGACAUGAAAUAUCAAGUAGGAGUGAAGCAGAGCUGGAGGAGAGAGCAAAGCACUGUCCCAUAGGAGAGAGCAGGAGACAGGUAUGUAAGGUAGAGAUUACUCUGGGAGGCCAUAAGCUUUCCUGAAGAGAUGGGUUUUAAGGCCCUUCUUAAAUGAUUGAAGACUACGGGAGAGUCUGAUUGCGGUAGGCAGGCUAUUCCAUGGAAAAGGAGCCACCCGCGAGAAGUCCUGCAAGCGCGAGUUGGCCGUACGGGUGCGAGCAGCGGUCAGGAGGUGGUCACGGGCAGAGCGGAGGGUACGAGGAGGGGCAUAUCUAUGGAUUAGUGAAGAGAUAUAAGUGGGGCUAGAAUUGUUCAGUGCUUUAAAUGUAUGGGUUAGCACUUUGAAUUGACUCCUAUAGCAUACAGGGAGCCAAUGUAAGGACUGGCAGAGGGGUGAGGUGUGAGAGGACCGACUAGAGAGGAAAAUCAGUCUAGCUGCAGCAUUCAUUACAGACUGUAGCGGGGCAAUACGGCUUUUGGGGAGACCAAUCAGGAGAGGGUUACAGUAAUCCAUGCGGGAAAUUACUAGAGCAUGGACAAGCUCCUUGGUAGCAUCUUGUGUAAGAAAGGGGCAGAUGCGGGCUAUGUUUUUGAGUUGGAACCUACAGGACUUGGCAACAAACUGGAAGUGAGACUCAAAGGUGAGACCAGAGUCAAGUAUGACGCCAAGACAGCGUGCUUGCAGGGGUGGACUUAUGUGAAUAUCACUGACUUGAAGGGAGAGCGAGAGAGGAGGAUCAGUAUUAGGAGGAGGAAAGACAAGGAGUUCAGUUUUAGAGAGGUUAAGUUUCAGAAAGCGUGAGGACAUCCAGUCAGAGAUGGAAGAAAGGCAAGCAGUGACAUUCUUUUAUAGUUAUUGUAUUCUAUCCUCUCUUUUUUCACAGUUACUUUAGGAGCUCCUUCUUCAUGGUGUUUUGUAGAACCAGUUUAAUUUCUACUUUGAUUUACUGCUGCUGCAAUAGAUUUUUCUCUUACACAUCUUUGUGGGCACUUUAAACCACUACCCUCUAUCUUCACACAUCAUUUUUGGGUCAUGUGUCUGAGAACUUGCACAUAACGUUAGGGUAAAUUAGGAACAACAUUAUGUUACAGGCACUACUAUGGUCAGUGAGCCAUCUGGAGGCUCACCUUGCAUCUAGGGAAAUCCAGAACUGUGAGCAUAUGUGUUGCAAUGAUUCAUUAGCUAUGGGUAACUGUUUGUGUCAGUUUUCCAAGUUCCUUUUUUCUGUCUAUAUUGUCAUAUACGUAUAUGUAUAUUUUGCCACACAGAGCAAACCCUCACACACUCAGCCAAUAAGCUAAGCCUGAUACUGCAGAGCUUAUCUCAAGAGAGCUUACGUAAGUUCCUGCAUAUGAAUUUACAGCUCUCUGGCAUUGGUAGUGGAGACAGCAAGUGGAAUGCAGCAGACCCUAUUUAAGAAGUCAAACCAUUCAAAAAUGUUUUGACUCCUUAAAAGUCAGAGGUACCUUUUGCACCUCAUGCAAGUGGUUAUGGUGCUUGGAGAAUCUCUUUAAAUCCUUAAAAUGUAAGCUCUGAUCUACUGCAUUAUUUAAAACAAAGUGAGAUUGAAUAACAGUAAGAUAAGCUUUUUUUCAAUCAGAAAUGUCUAUCAAACUAAUUUUAAUAUUUCAUUAACUUACCUUAAACUAAAUGAUGUAAAAGAUCUUGUAUGUCUGUACAUUUUAUAAUCAUACUAUUUUAACAAGAAGAAUUUGCUUUGAGAUUGAUCUCAUUUUCAAAUUUGCACUAUAUUGUACAUAUUGCAAUUAGUUAUUUAUUAUUACCCCCCAGGAUGAAUCUGUAUUUUGAUGUCUUUUUUGUUUCUGUUUAAUUAAUUCUUGUAAUCAGUACUUUAAAGGAUCCUUAGCCGUUACCAAUCAGAAAGCCUCCGGUAAAAGGGAAAACAUAAAAUACAUAAUCAAAGCACAUGGUGUACUUUGCAAAAAGCUUCCAUUAGCGCUUGUCCUAGAGCUUCGAAUUUUACAAGAUGACAAGAGGCUUCAUAUUUUGCAUAUCUUUAUUUUUUACUGAACUCAUUAGUAGCAAAGAAAAAUACUACAUAGAAACAAAGAACCAAUCAGAAACAAGCAAUAUAUAUAUAUUCAGGCCAUUUUUCAGGUUCCACUGCACUGCAGAGAAUUGCAACACUUGCAGACCACCUUCCUUUUGACUGAUCAAUUUAUGAUCAGUCAGUCACACUGAUGGAGGAUGUUCGGUCAGACCCACACUGGUGGCUGUGACACAUGCAGGCCUGGAGCGGGUGUGCGAUCUUUGGUCUGCAUCUGCACUAUAUGUUGGAAUCAGACUUCAGCCUUUGGGGUUGGGCCGCUGCUAGCAAUAAAACCUCCACCGGGUCUAUGUAGUCAGAACAGGAGACCUUAUUCCAUAUCAAUUGUCUAGAGAUCCUGACAGGCUCCUUUACCAUUUGCAGCCUAGCAAGAGGGAGGUCCAACUGCUGCAUUCUGCUCUGGAUGGACAAUAUGUUCGCAGUAAAGUAAUAGAGGUCCAGGCACUCCUUGGUUCAAGACAGGUACUUUAUUAGGAACCACAACAGCAAUGUUUCAACCCCAAAAGGUCUUUGUCAAUAUGUUCGCAGUUGGCUAGGGGACACACUCUAACAAAAGAGAUAUAUGACUUCUGUCUGACCACAACAUUACCUUAAGAGCGGAAUACCUUACAUCAAACCUCACAGCAGAUUGGUUCUUAAGACACUGGAGAGAUACCAGCGAUGUGGAAAUUUGCUUCCCGCUGGAUUCAAUGAGGGGUACUUUUCAACUGGAUCUAUUUGCUUUCCGCACCAACCAUCAGAUGCCAGAAUUCUUGAGUAGGAUUCUGGAUAUGGACAGCAAGGCAGUGGAUGCCUUUCUCCAACACUGGCUGAAUCAGGGAGUGUUGCAUUUCCCCCCUUCACGCUGAUUGUGAGGAUGAUUCAUCACAUGUUGUAAAAUUGAAGAUUCACAAACCAGACUUUACAUAGGACACAAGGUCAUGCGUUUAGACUGGAAGAAAUAAGAUUUAGUCUAAGGCAAAGAAAAGUUUUUUUACUGUAAGAACAAUAAGUAUAUGGAAUUGUGUGCCUGAAGAAGUGGUUUUAUCAGAGUUCAAACAGAUGUUCAAACAGCAACUAGAUGAAUACUUGCAAAAACAGAAUAUUCAAGGAUAUAAUUUUUCAAUGUAGGGUAAUAGCUUCUUGAUCCAAGGAUAAAUCUAACUGCCAUUCUGGGAUAAAGAAGGAAUUUUUUACAUAGUUUGUUGCAAAAUUGAAAGUGCUUCAAACUGUUUUUUUUUGCCUUCUUUUGGAUUAACAGCAAAAAAUAAAUGUGAAGAAGGCUGAACUUGAUGGACGCAAGUCUCUAACUAUGUAACUAAGUAACAUCCGCUUUCCGCAAGUCUUUUGGAGUUAUUGUGCAAAGAUAUAUACCCUGAUCUUUGAAGACCAACUUUAUCUAGUGGUUUUGACACUUUAUGAGGUCCCUGGCACAUCAGAGGAUUAUUGCUGGUACUUCUUUCUUGGUCAUUUCCAUUCCACUGACUGGUCGAGGGCAGUGGCGGAUCCAGAGACUGACCUCGGGAGGGGCACUUUUAUAUUAUUUAAAGAAAUAAUCCAUGCACGAUAACCACUACAGCUCUGUGUAGUGGUUAUAGUGCCGGGACCCCCUCCCAGAGUAGAUCUGCUGGAAUAUGGGGCUGUAGUAGAGCAUAGGAGCAGUGCUGUAAUGUGAGGGGUGCAGUGUGUGUGGGGAGGAGGGGGUGUAGUGUGUGAAUGUGUAGGGUGUGUGGGGCAAUGUGUGUAUGGGGGCUGUGUAUGUGUGGGGGGCAAUGUGUGUGGGGGGCAUUAUGUGUAUGAGUGGGCAGUGUAUAUGUGUGUGGUGCAAUGUGUGAAUGUGUAUGGUCUGUGUAUGGGGGGACAGUGUAUGUGUGUGUGGGGGGGCAGUGUGUGUAUGGGGGACUGUGUGUGUGUGGGGUAGUGUGUGUAUGGGGGACUGUAUGUGUGUGUGGCAAUGUGUGUGUGAGGGGCAGUGUGUGUAUGGGUGGGCAGUGUAUAUAUGUGUGGGGCAGUGUGUUUGUAUGUGUGGGGGCAGUGUGUGUAUGGGGGAAUUGUAUGUGUUUAUGGGGGCAGUGUAUGUGUGUGGGGGCAGUGCAUGUAUGUAUGGGGACUGUGUGUAUGGGGGGCAGUAUGUGUGUGUGGUGUGCAGUGUGUGUGUGUGUGUGUGUGUAUUGUGUGUGUGGGUGUGUGUGUAUGUAUGGGGGCAGUGUGUGUGGGGCAGUGUGUAUGCAGUGUGUGUGUGUGUAUGGGGGCAGUGUGUGUAUGGGGGCAGUGUGUGUGUAGUGUGUGUAUGGGGGCAGUAUGUGUGUAUGGGGCAGUAUGUGUGUGUGUGGGGGGCAGUGUGUGUAUGGGGGGUAGUGUGGCAGUGUAUGUGUGUGUGGGGGCAGUGUAUGUGUGAGGGCAGUGUGUGUGUGGGCAGUGUGUGUGUGGGGGCAGUGUGUGUAUGGGGGGCAGUGUGUGUAUGGGGGGCAGUGUAUGUGUGUGUGUGGGGCAGUGUAUGUGGGGGGCAAUGUAUGGGGGGCAAUGUGUGAAUGUGUGGUGAGGAGGGUAGGGGGGGCUUUUUGAUAAAAAAAUAAUAAUAAUGUAUAAAAUUUAAUACAUUUAUGUCCCCCCUCCCUUCUUACCUUUUCUGGGAGGAGGGGGGACAUUUCUCCAUCCCUGGUGGUCGGAUGGGGAUUCCCUGGUGGUCCCAGUGGUAGGAGUGAACUCUAGCCCAUAGCUCCAAGGCUAGAGUUCACUCACGCGAGAUUUGGAGUGUUGCCGUGGUAACCGCGGCAACACUCUGUGCUCGCGAGAGUAGGACCCAGAGGAGCUGCAGGCUGAGCUCCCGGGUUCUCUCUCCCUCCCCUGCCGGCUGCCAGUAUGGUGUCUGUGGAUUUCUGAUCUCCCUCCCCGGCCCGCAGGCUCAUUGCAGGGCUGGCACUUGGACAAUGCCAGCCCUGCAUUAGCCGGCAGGGGAGAAUCUCGGGGGGGGGGCAAUCUCGGGUGGGGGAUCCGCCAGUGGUCGAGGGAGAAUACUUUACUGUAUUUCUAAUUUCGACCAUCCUCUCAUGCUGCUUUUUCUCUUUUAUUUCAGUGUUAAAAAUACAAAUUAUGCAAACCCCUGUCAUGUUGUAAAAUUGAAGAUUUUGUUAGCUAUAAUUGUAAUAAUGACAGAAGGCGAAUAUUUAUCCACCCUUCCUCCUUACAUGGUUGUGUAUUCACGCAUCAUAUGUUUCAAAGUAUCCUUUGAUUUCGUUUAGAAUUUCAGGUUUAGUUGCAUGUAAUAUUGCGCUUUACUGGCUAAGCCUAUUUUACAGUUAUUGUCGUUUCAGUUUAAUUUUCUUUGUAGGAUGAAUUUUCCUCUGAAUGUUGCCUCUCUUUCUCAUUUAUCGGAAUUCGUUGAUCCUUUGAGAUGACAAUUGCACAAGUGUUUAUGUAGGCCUUAUGUUCCUGUGUUUCAUAUUUGGAAAGAAGAGAUGCUUAAGACUGCCUCACCUCAAUAUAAUUUGCUUGUUUCUCAUUGGUUCUUUGCUUCUAUGUAGCUUUUUCUUUGCUGCUAUAGAGUUCAGUAAACUAAGAUAUACAAAAUAUUUGGCUCCUGUCAUUAUUAAAAUUAAGAACUUUAUUAUAAUCUUCAAUUGGGUAUAAGUAAAGUUUAGUAAAAUACUCAAACUAAGAACUGGAUUCUCUCGAGGAUCAGAUUAAGUUAGGAACUUUUGUAUGACAUAAAAAAAAAAAGGAACUUAAACAUAUUAGCUAUGUUAUGUGAAUAGAAAAAUAUCUCAAAAUUGACUUUAAUUCCACUUUGCAACACUAAAAUAUAUGGACACCUCUGAGUGGUGACUAAUUAUGCAAGGCAUGAUCGUUUAAGCAAGGUAUGGCAGUGUCUGUGGUAAGCAGAUAAUACAAUUGUGGGAUUUCCAGUUACACAUGUUACUAUGAGUGGAUUAAAGUAUGAUUCGCAUGUUUAGUCUGUAGAAAAUCUGAAUCAUGAAUAGCAUAUCAAAAAGUAUAAUUAGCAUAGAAACAUAGAAUGUGGCGGCAGAUAAGAACCAUUCGGUCCAUCUAGCCUGCCCUAUUUUCUAAAUACUUUCAUUAGUCCCUAGACUUAUCUUAUAGUUAGGAUAGCCUUAUGCCUAUCCCACGCAUGCUUAAACUCCUUUACUGUGUUAACCUCUACCACUUCAGCUGGAAGGCUAUUCCAUGCAUCCACUACCCUCUCAGUAAAGUAAUACUUCCUGAUAUUAUUUUUAAACCUUUGUCCCUCUAAUUUAAGACUAUAUCCUCUUGUUGUGGUAGUUUUUCUUCUUUUAAAUAUAGUCUCCUCCUUUACUGUUUUGAUUCCCUUUAUGUAUUUAAAUGUUUCUAUCAUAUCCCCCCUGUCUCGUCUUUCCUCCAAGCUAUACAUGUUAAGAUCCGUUAACCUUUCCUGGUAGGUUUUAUCCUGCAAUCCAUGAACCAGUUUAGUAGCCCUUCUCUGAACUCUCUCUACGGUAUCAAUAUCCUUCUGAAGAUACGGUCUCCAGUACUGUGUACAAUACUCCAAGUGAGGUCUCACCAGUGUUCUGUACAAUGGCAUUAGCACUUCCCUCUUUCUACUGCUAAUACCUCUCCCUAUACAACCAAUCAUUCUGCUAGCAUUUCCUGCUGCUCUAUUACAUUGUCUGCCUACCUUUAAAUGAUCAGAAAUAAUCACCCCUUUCCUCAGAUGUUGAGGUUAGGACUCUAUCAAAUAUUCAGUACUCUGCCCUUGGGUUUUUACGUCCAAGAUGCAUUAUCUUGCACCUAUCCACAUUAAAUGUCAGUUGCCACAAUUCUGACCAUUUUUCUAGUUUACCUAAAUCAUUUGCCAUUUGACUUAUCCCUCCUGGAACAUCAACCCUGUUAAAUAUCUUAGUAUCAUCAGCAAAAAGACAUACCUUACCAUCAAGACCUUAUGCAAUAUCACUAAUAAAAAUAUUAUAGAGAAUGGGUCCAGGUACAGAUCCCUGAGGUACCCCACUGGUGACAAGCCCAAGCUUCAAAUAUACUCCAUUGACUACAACCCUCUGUUGCCUGUCACUCAGCCACUGCCUUACCCAUUCAACAAUAUUGGAAUCCAAACUUGAAGAUUGCAGUUUAUUGAUAAGCCUUCUAUGCGCAACAGGGUCAAAAGCCUUACUGAAAUCUAGGUAAGCAAUGUCUACUGCACCACCCUAUAAUUUUAGUUACCCAAUCAAAAAAAUCAAUAAGAUUAGUUUGGCAUGAUCUCCCUGAAGUAAACCCAUGUUGUCUCUGAUCUUGAAAUCCAUGUGUUUUUAGAUGUUCAACAAUCCUAUCCUUUAACAUGGUUUCCAUCACUUUCCCCACUACUGAAAUAAGGCUUACUGGCCUAUAGUAGCCUGACUCCUCCCUAUUACCUUUCUUGUGAAUGGGCACAACAUUCGCCAACUUCCAAUCUUCUGGGACUACUCCUGUUAACAAUGAUUGGUUAAAUAAAUCUGUUAAUGGUUUUGCUAGUACACCGCUAAGCUCUUUUAACAGCUUUGGGUGUAUUCCAUCAGGUCCCAUUGACUUAUUUGUCUUUACUUUUGACAGUUGAAAUAGAACCUCUUCCUCUGUAAACUCACGUGUAAUAAAUGACUCAUUUAUACUUUUUCUUAACUGAGGUCCCUUUCCUUCAUUUUCAUCUGCAAAUACCGAACAAAAAAUAUUCAUUGAGGCAGUCAGUUAGACCUUUAUCCUCUUCUACAUAUCUUCCUUCUUUUGUUUUUAAUCUAACUAAUCCUUGUUUUACUUUUCUUUUCUCAUUUAUGUAUCUAAAAAAAGUUUUGUCCCCCUUUUUUACUGACUGUGCUAUUUUCUCUUCUGUGUGUGAUUUGGAAGCUCUUAGAACUUGCUUAGCCUCUUUCUGCCUAAUCUUAUAGAUCAUUCUGUCUUUCUCACUCUGGGUUUUUUUUUAUAAUUACUAAAUGCUAACUUUUAGUUUUUUACUAUUUUGUCCACAUCUGCGGAGUACCACAGUGGUUUCUUGAAUUUUUUGCUUUUACUGACAAGCCUAAUGCAAUUUUCUGUUGCCUUUAGUAGUGCAACUUUUAAAUAAUCCAAUUUCUCUUGGACUCCAUUUAAAUUGCUCUAGUCUGAUAAUGACUCCUUUACACAUAUUCUAAUUUUAGAAAAGUUUGUUUUUCUAAAGUCUAAAACUUUUGUUUUUUGUGUGGUGUGACUCAGUCACUGUUCUUAUAUUAAACCACACUGACUGGUGAUCACUGGAUCCUAAACUUUCACCUACAGUAAUAUCUGAUACCAAAUCUCCAUUUGUUAACACUAAAUCUAGUAUGGCCUCUUUACAAGUUGGCUCCUCAAUGACUUGUUUUAGAGACAAUCCCAGUAGGGAGUUUAGAAUAUGUGUGCUCCUGGCACAAGUAGCUAAUUUUGUUUUCCAAUUUACAUCAGGAAGAUUAAAGUCACCCAUGAUGAUAACUUCCCCCUUCAUUGUCAUUUUAGCUAUUUCCUCAACUAGUAGAUUAUCUAACUCUUCAAUUUGUCCUGGGGGCCUAUGAAUCACACCUACACGAGUUACUGUGUGAAAUUCUAACGUAACCCAAACAGACUCUAUGUUCGCCUCACUAACUUUUAUUAGGCUAGAUUUUAUGCUAUCCUUCACAUACAGGGACACCCCUCCUCCUUUCUUGCCUUCCCUGUCUUUUCUAUAUAAAGAGUACCUUGGCAUUGCUAUGUCCCAGUCAUUUUUCUCAUUAUACCAUGUCUCAUUAACAGCGACUAAAUCUACACUAUCAGUUGCCAUUAUUGCCACAAGUUCAUUAAUCUUAUUCCCUAAACUGCUAGCAUUUGUAGACAUGACUCUAAGCUUAUCAUUUUUUAACACACUUGCUACAGGCACCUUCUGUCCUUGUUUUGGGAGACAAUUGGAUUGAUGUUUUAUCACCCUUUUGCUCACCCCUCCUAGUUUAAAUACAUCCUAGCAAAACCUCUGAACUGCUCACUGAGAACAUUUGUUCCCUUUUGAGAAAGAUGCAAACCAUCUUUUUUGUACAGUUUUUUUUCCAUUCCAAACAGAGCUACCAUGAGAAAUAAAGCUCCAGACACCAUUCACCAAGCCACAAGUUAAAGUCCCUAAUAUGCAUCCGCCUGUCGUUCUGAGUGUUAUGCACAGGCAGAACUUCAGAGAAUGACAGUGUGGAAGCAACCUGUCGUAUAUCAUUGGCAAAAAACACUAAAAUCUUCCUUAACCUCUGAAACCUCAUUGCAAGCCAAGUCAUUUGUCCCUAGAUGGAGAAGUACAUCCAAUUCCCCUUCCUGCUUUUCUUGCUUAACAAUAUUACAGAUACGUCUCCUGUCUCUGUGAGCAGUAGCUCCGGGAAGACACCUCACAAGACCACCAUUGUCCAUCUCCACACCUCUUAUGAUGGAAUCCCCAGUGCCUCUCUCCACAACACCACUAGCCUCAGUGCCUCUCCCCACAACACCAUUACACUCUGAAAGUGCAGAAAAUGAAUUGUGUAGAGCAACAGACUGUGCAAUAUGCCUUUUAUCCACAACUCUAAGUCUACCAGAUCCUACAGUAAUCCAUCUGCCAUUCCUAGUACGUCUCUGCGGCAGUGGCUUUGCAGCAGUUCCAGUCUGAGUUUGUUUACCAGAUAAUUUACAAAUCUCAGACUUCAAAAAUACAAUCUCCUGCCGCAAUAUAGAAAACUGUCUACAGAUUAGACAACAACCAAACCUCCAAAAAGUGGAACGUGAAACAAAUGGAUAGCAACUAUUACACUGAACUAAGUCUGCCAUUCCAAUGAGGUGAAUAAAUUAAAUCAAACAAAUCUUAACUUUUUAUUUAUCCUCCUGAAUACCUCAGAUUACCUCCAGUUUAUCUCCAGAAUAUCUCCAACCACACACUUAGAAGCAACACUUAGAUGAAGCAACCAGGCUAUAUUGUAUGUAAGUACAAAUAUUCCUAACAUGAUCUGGUUUCUGCCCUCAGACCAUUUCAGGGCUAAAAAUAACCUUUCGUUUAUCCUUAGAAUUCACAGAAUGAAUGCAGUUCUGUAUACUAUGUCUCCUGGCAAUGCAUACACAUGGAGGAGAGAUUUUAAACUAUUUAACCCCAUCAAAUAUAGGUAAAAAGUACAGAACAGAGUAACCGUAAAAAGUGUCAUUACUGUGUUAUCUUGUGAAGUUUAUUUGCAGGGAGCUUGCAAUUAAUCUAGAUUAUAACCACCAAUAGACAUAGAGCUAAAAACACAUACAAUAAAAUGUUAAAAAUAUUUCUGUACCCGAACAAUCUCUAAACUGAUGUUUGAAACUCUCAACAGGAAUGUCUAGUUUUUCAACGGUACAUAAAUUAUAUUUAUUUCUGCAAGGCUCAUCCUGAUAAAUCAUAAAGUGAUGUUUUCUUCUGAAGCUGAAUAUACGAAUCCAUCGAAUACAUGGCACUCACUCAGUGUAGCUAUUAUAUGUUUAGAGUUCCAUGAGAUCUUAUUUAAGACUGACGUAGUAACCUAUGUAAUCUGUGUGCAUUGCUUGAAAUAGAUUGGUACGUUACAAAGGAGUGCUUGAUUGACGUUAUAGAUAUAUCCUGUGUGAGAACAAAAACUUUUUCAGACUCGAAGGAAAUAUUCAGUGGUUUAUUAUUGUGAGUGAUAGUAAUUAUAUCACACAAACUACACAAUAAAUUAACUAUUUGUUUUUCGGGGCCAUAGGGGUGGGGGAGGUUAUAAAUUGUAUAAAUUAACUUCUGGUAAAUCUGUUUUGGAAUUAUUAUGGAUCAAUGUAUUAAUCUAUCACUUUAAAAAAAAUAUAAAAAAAAUCAAUUUCUCUUUUAAUCUAUUUUUCUGCCACUCCAUCAUUCUAUCUAUCUGCCUGUUUACUCGUUACUUAGCUGUUCAGUUCCAGUUCGAUCCAUUGGGGUUCACUCAAAAUUGUAUGUAAAUAGUCAGUUUUUUGUUUCUUCAAAUGUGAAGAUACUAAUGUCUAGGGUUUAUCCACUAAACAGUGAAUUGUGGUUAACCAAAGCCAGAAUUACAGAACUCAGGCUAGAAUAACCAUAAUCUAAAUCAGCUAUGACCUAAAUUCCUCAAUUUGGGUUUUGUAAGGAUAAUUGUGGGACAAAAUCUGGCAGCUGCCAUUCACUACAGUCCACAGUUUAGUGAAUUAACCAACCCGUGAAUUUCAGAAAAUUAAACAGUCCAAAUGAUCACUUCAGCUAAUUCAGUAAAUUAACAUUUGCUGUAGCACUUUAUUUAAGCUAAUGAAUCAAAUAGUCUGACUAGAUGGAGCAGUUGGUCUCUAUCGCCUGUCAAAUUCCAUGUUUCACUGGGCAAUCUUAUACUUGUGUUUGUACUUUUUGUUUUUAUAAGCAGGACUAUAAAAUCAUCGUGGAUAGAAAAGAUUUAUACUGUUUUAAAAGGCUGGUAUGGGACUAUUAGCUGUAGCUUCUAUUUUAACUAAAUCACUGCUUGCUUAUCAAGAUACAGACAAAGAAAAUUUUUAGCUAUCCACAUAUGUAUAUAAGUAUGAAUAAUUUUAUACAUAUAGCAGGCAGAUCGGUACUUCAGCAUGGCUCAGAUGGUGACAUCAACGUAUAAUUAUUCCCACGGGAUAAGGCAUCGAUCGACUCCAUCUAGUUUGAGGGGUCUGUCUGAGACUAGUGGGAGCAAUACUUUUGAGUAGCAGCUGUUGCGGUUUAAAUUCAACUAGUUCCCCAGCAAACUCAAUAGUGGCAGCUAAAAUGGCUAAUGUCUGCUAUUACAACUCCCACUAAUCCCAAGCAGUGCUGGGACAUGUGACACUAAACCUUAAUCCAGGGGGGAAGGAACUUGACAUGUGCACAGUCGUUAUUCGGCAUGUGCCAUAAGCCAUCCCCAUUACCUUUAAUAAAUACAGGCACCAAUUUCUGUUGGGAAUAUAAAGUCCACAGCUUUAUUAUAUUAUCAUCAAUAACUUAUACAACAUUUUAGGGUCAUUGCCAAAACAAUGAGGAUAUUUUAAACCAAUCUCCCUCCGUACCCCUGGCAAUGACCCCAUACCAUAUAACAGUGUAUAACAGUAUAAAUAACAUAUAACAUCAAACACGGCCUACCAAAGAUGCCCAUAUCCAACUGCUUAACUUGUAGGGGUGUACCAAGACAUCCCUACACCCCCAGAUUCGGAGCCACCGAUGAGCUCGAAUCUACCUACCAAGCGAACCACUCCUGCCUAAUCCAGCCUAGACCUUUUCCAUGACCACUAUAUACUCCACCUACUUCCCAUUUAUCCUAGCCCUUCCCCGCCGCUGUGACCAAAUGGGGAACACUACUAACCACAGAGAGGUUGGGAGGGACAAGUAACAGGUAAGUGCAAGUUGAAAAUUAAAAUGGCCACUCUCUAAGAUGGCCGUGCUUUAACCCUCUAGUCCCCACGCCCAUUACCACAUGACAAAGUCCUACCCCCAAUUAUUAAAAUACUACAUGCCUACUCUCUGGCCCUGUCAAGGCCCAUUCCUCUAACUGCGUUGCUCCAUGGGCUACAGGGAAGGGAGAUGGGGAGGACAAACUCUCCCCAGAAAAUCUGGUAGUUUUUAAGAUCAUUUAUUUCACUGUUAAAGAAAGAUAAGAAAACAACAUGUUAAUGAGAACUGGUUAUUCCAAUCUACUAGUAAUCUCCCUAGUGAUAAUAUAUCAUAUAUGAAAUGCAUGGUUUCAUGUAUGUAUUAUACAUACAUCCAGAUUUUCUUUGGUUCCUACACCAAUGCCUUAAUUCCAACACUACCCUAAUACGUACUUUAAUCUGAGCUUUUACACCUACAAUGUUUUAGAAUAUAUACUACCCUAAGCCUUACACUACACUGACUCUAAACCUAGCCGUAAAACUAACUCUAACUUCAAUGCUAGCACACUAACCCGAGACUAAAAAUACCGGAUAUCGGAAUUGCACAUAAGCAAAACAUAUGUUAGAUACACUUCCUUAUUUAAAGACUUUUGAAAGGAGUAUCAUCAGACUUAUGUACAUAUUUCCUAUUUGAUUAUUUAAAAGAAAAAAGAUUAAUCAAAACAAAUAUGCAUGCCCACUAUUCCCAUGUAUGUUAUGGUAUGGUAAAUGCCUGCUUUGGAAUUGUUUAGAGAAGAGCAUAUGGAUAUCAAUUUUCAUUUGGAACACGUCUAAUGUAACAUAUGUCACUCAUAAUUAUAUAAUUACAAAAUAUUGCAAUUUUGUUUAAUUUUAAACUUGCAAUCCUGGAAUAUUCCUCUCAAGGUAAUAUGAUUAAUGAAAAAAAGGAAAUCCUGGUUUUAAAGGAACACUUUAGGGUCAGGAAUACAAAUGUUUAUUCCUGAUCCUUUAUUGUUAAAACCACCAUUUAGGUGGCAUGCCCCCCCCCCCAAGCCUACUUAAAAGUUAAGAAAACACUUACCUUAUGUCCAGUGCCAUGCAGCACUGCCCCAGGAACACCUCUAGGGGCUGUCUGAGUGACUGCAACUAGUGGUGUCCCUAUGGAGCAAUGUAAACACUGCCUUUUUCUCUGAAAAGACAGUGUUUACAGCAAAAAAGCUGCAGGGACUGACUAUACUCACCAGAACAACUACAUUAAGCUGUAGUUGUUCUGGUGACUAUAGUGUUCCUUUAAAUUAAUAUUGAGUUCUAACAUUGGCAACAUUACUGUCAGACAAAGGUUUUUGAUUGUAAUUUUAUUUUAAACAUGCAAUGCCAACAAAAGUUCAGAGAGCAUUGUCAAAUAAAAAACAAAAGGCAAAGAAUUAUGAUCAAAGCCUAAAAUAGGUAAUGGUUGUCACCAACUUUAAUAACCAAUUUUCACAUUGGUUAUUUUCUUCACUUGAAUCUAUUUUUCCUAAAAGUUCUCCCAACUGAAGGAGAUAGGUCCACACUGAUUUCAACAUAGACUCAUCACAAAAAUGUAUUUGAGAAGCUUCCCAAUGAUUAAAUAGGAAUCAUGAGAAAAGUAAACUGAUUUGCUAAAAAUGCUCUUAUUGUGCCUGUUUAGAAGACAGUUGUGACGGUGGAAUGAAAUUAUAUUAAUCUACUUUACAAAUAUGGAACCAUAUAUAGAAACAUACAUAAAUGAACUAGAUUUUCUGGUUACUGACUUUCAUUUCAGUUUUAGGUGUAUAGUCUGAUUACUAUUAUCCAACUACUCAUCAAAAUACAUCUUAGUUGUACAAAAUAGUUCUGUAAUUCUUUUAAUUGUAUAGUGUUUGUGACUCCUGCCUUCCAAAAUGUUUAGGGAACCAUAAUGCAAUAAAAGGAUGGGCAGGCAAAGCACUAACAUUUUUAAUUACACGUACAGUGUGUAUUUACAAGUAUUCCUUUUCAUACAAACCAAACUUAACCAAACUUAGAUUUAAAGAGGCACUGACCCCCACCCCCACUUUAUGAAAUACUUACUUUACUUUGACUGUGUUGGAAUUUUACUGAAAUUCCAAACCAGUCAAGAGAUAUACUAAGACAAAGUAAGACACUUCUAGACACUGGGCAGAACUACCGCCAUCUGGAAGUGUCAAUUCUCCAGCCAUUAUCAGUGGCAGCUGCCAGGAAUUGCCUCUGUCUAUCGAGAUCCAUAGAUCUUGAGGGAUCCUCCAUAGACCCCAAUUAUGUACUCUUGCUCAUGCAAGCCGUUGGCUCCUGGCACUUCUGAAGAUUAGCCUCUGGAGAAAGAUGGCCUCACCCCUGAGGGAAAAGUUCAGGUUUGUAGAACUCACCUCUGCACCUUUACUUGCCCCCGCAGCCAAUAGACCCCCUGCCCCCUGCAGCGAUCUCACCGUUGGGAGUCUUUGCAAAUUUUGCAAAGUUCUCAGACAGUGAAAGUGCUUUAAGUAUUAGUGAUUGGUUACGGUAUUGUUAACCUCUACGAAAGGUUGCUAACAUUCUACAAAUUGCACUAAUAUUGUAGUACGUUAUAACCUAGUACUGCCUCUGAUUUCCUAGUUAUAAUUUGUUAACUCCCUUGACAAUGCGUUAGUUUCAAUGUCCAUGUUAAUUUUUAGUUUGCAACAUUUAAAGAACAGAAUGUCUGAAAUCUAUAUUUAUGUUUUCAGUAAAUCUUGCAAAGCUCUACUGACCCAAUUUCCCAUCUAGUUUUUUGAUGAUUAACUCCAUAAGCCACCAACCUACGUAGGUUUUCAGUCUCUCGUUUCCAAACGUUGUCUGGAAUUCCGUGCAGCUGAGCACGUAAAAAAAAAAAAAAAAAAAAUGAGGUGAAGCUUAUAAGAGGUAGAGUGACUUAGAUGGCUCCUUCUAAUGAAACCCAGAUGCUGGGAGCUGUAUUUAUUCAACAGAUCACAUGCAGUGCCAACUGCUAACUAUUGUACUACAUUAGGGUAAACAUAAUUCUCUGUGAUAAGCAAGCUCAACCUAAACUGUUAAGUGAAAUCCCAGCCUGUUAUACUGCUGAUUACCAGUUGCAUUGGCUCAGUACUAAGUAUCAUGGCUUCAAGCCAGUCAUUAAGCUUGACAUUAUCUGAAUCUGCCAGGUGAUGCACACGUUGAUGACUAGUUAUUUCAAAAAUGUAAUAAAAAUUAUUUAUAAAGACAAAAAUAUAUAUGCAUUAACCCAAAUGAUCCAGGGCAUUUAUAAAAUAUUAUCCUCUAUACCAGUGGUUCUCAUAACCCACAAACAAUCCAGAUUUAAGUAUUUCCCUGUUUUAUUCCAAUGGAGAUACUGACAAUACCUGGAUUGUUGAUGGGUCAUUAGGACUGGUGUGGGAACCACUGCUCUAUACGGAGCAUCACUUGAAAACUGAGAAACCCCAGUUCCCCCACUAACGUAUAAAUAAAUCAUAACUUAAAAAUACAUGAUAAAAGUAUAUCUUAUUUUUUUUUCCCCUCAAACAUUAUAUAGACUAUAUAAUCUUGAAGAUGUGAUAAUAGACAACAUGCAGCCUGUGUAUUUAUUGCUAGAUAAUAUAGCUUAUCAUUCAAACUGACUGUGAUCUAUCAUUUCUCUUUAAUGGAAGACAGUUAAAAAAUGUGUAAAGCAGCGAGGGCAGAACUUAAAAUAUCUACCUGCUAAAUGUCCCAUACACAUUAGGUCGUUGCACCCUGUAGUAACAGCCUAGAGCAGGCUUCCCCAAACUCCGGCCCUCCAGCCUGGUCUAGAGUGAUAUUACCAUAACUAACUCACCAGUUGGGCCAGAUUUAUAAUUUGAUUUAAAAAAUGGACUACCAAGAUGCCUUUAAAUGGGUAACUGAAAUAAACAAAAAAAAAGAAAACAAGAAAAAAACGUUGCACCGAAAACCAUGAUGAUGAAACAUCCACGGACAGAAAAAACCUUGAAAUCCAUCCGGACAUAUAGCAAAGAUUAUAUGGGGUCAUUGCAUAAAGUGUGAAUUGUUGGAAAUUUAGACUUAUUUAAAAAUUAAUUUUAAACAUUGGGUCAAAAUAUCCGACUUUUAAUAUUUGGUUAUUUUGGGCCUAAAAGGUUGAAAUUCACUUUAAAUUCAAUUUGAAUUUCCAACAAUUCACAUUAUAAUGAAUAAACCAGUAUAUUAUUUUUUCUAUAAAUAGAUCCUCAGUAUGUCUUUUUUUCUAGGGUAACCUUAGUUUAUGAAUAUAAUAAAUGAAGGAUUUAUUGUGUGUGCAUUCAGCAAGGAGCUGGGACUCACGUUUUUGGAUAAUCUAGAAUAUUCCUCUAAAGCUACGAGGCAUAGUAAUUUAAUAAUUUGUAAAUUUAGUGUAAACUGUAAAUAAACUGUAAAUAUUACCCACAUUAUUUCCAAUAAUCUCAUGAUUAAAUAUCACAGCUCUUUUUCCAUCCACAAUAUCAUGGUUAAGAAUUAUUUCUAGGUUUAAUGUAAUAAUAAAAAAUGCGAAACAAAAGCAGAAAUGAGAAUAACUAAAAAUGUUAGGCGAUCGUUUCAAUCAAUUAAUUAAUUUUGAGCUGCUGCACGACAUGAGGGGCAAAUACAUUAGAAUAUAUAGGUGAUUGAUUGUGUUGUAAUGCAUGAGCAGAGUGGAACACGGAUAUUAUCUAGAUUCUAGAACAAUGCUUUUGUGUUUACCUUUAUCAUCUCAUUUCCUUUUUUAUAGUGUCCAAUCUGACAUAUUUGAAGUUCCAGUAUUCUGAGAUAGUUUCCAGCUGUUAUAAUGUUAUUUCUCCACGUGUUGCAAUCUGCUAACAAAUAAUAGGGAUAUCUUUAUUUUUAUUUUUUUGGAGUAUUUUAUUUGGCUAAAAAGUGUUGAAGAAAGAGAUUAAACAGACUACUAUGCACAGAAUUAAGAUACCCAUGAUGCACAAUGUUUCACAGCUGGUGCCUGUAUCAGACAGAGUGAAUACACAGUUACAUUUUAUAUGACCCUUGGCAAAGUAAAUUAUAUUGGGUAUUAACACGUUCACCCCUUCACUUCAAGAAUCAAGUGUAAAUAUUUUUAUUUUCAGAAUAAAAUUUAGUUCAUAAAGCCUCACUUAUGCUCAUUUAUACUCUAGGAAUGAUUACCAGUUUGUAGAGGACCAGGGCUGUUUUUACAUUUCUGCAGUGUUUGUGUUUAGUUGUAAUUUGCCGCUUACUUAUUUACUGUACCCACACAUAUUAUAUACUGUUUUCUCGCCAUUAAAUGUUCUUUCUAAAGAUAACAUUAUUUUCAUCAUAUAAUUUACUAUAAAAAAAUUAUAAAAUAUGCUGAAACUUUUUCCACAAAUACACUUUUUCAAACUUAGACCCCCAAAAUCUGUUACGCAUCUACAACCGCCAAAAAACACCCAUGCUAAAUAGUGUCUAAAUUUUGUCCUGAGGUUAGAAAUACCCAAAUGUUAACGUGUUCUUAGCUUUUUUUGGAAAGUUAUAGGGCAAUAAGUACAAGUAGCACUUUGCUAUUUCCAAACCAUUUAUUUUUCUCAAAAUUAACUAAAGUUACAUUGUAACACUGAUCUGUCAGGAAUCCCUGAAUAACCCUUCACAUGUAUAUAUAUUUUAAAAGAAGACAACCUAAGGUAUUAAACAUGGGGUAUUUUGACUCUUUUCAUGCCAUCAUUUUACCACCAAUCUAUGUCAAAUUAAAAAAAAAAUGAUUGGUGAUUUUUUUUGACACACAUAGCAAUUUAAGAAUACAUGUACUGAUAACUUUAACGGUUACUGCCAAAGAACACCCCGAUAUGUGUUUCCAUGCACUAAUUCUACCACCAGUCUUUGUCAAACAUUUGGGUAGUAUUUUUUUUUGUUGUUGUUAUUUUUCAUAUUGUACUUUAGCCAUGGAUUCUCAGUUCCUGUUAUGUGUUACUGACAAAGAACACCCCAAUAUGUGUUCAUCACCAUCUUAUGAGUACGGUGAUACCACCCAUGUAUAGGUGUGUCAGGUUCUCUGGGGGCUAAAAUACCUUAUUUGGAGGGUGUGCAUUCCAGUUUUCCAACUUGGAAUUUUCACAGCUGGUCAUUAUGUACCCAUGUCCAAUUUGGGACAUUUUUGAAGCCGGCCAAUGUAAUUUACCCCCAUCAAACCACAUAUUUUUGAAAAACAGACAUCCCAGGGUAUUUCAAAAGGUGGUAUUUUAACACUUUCCAUGCAAUAAUUCUACCAUCAGUCUUUGUCAAACAUUUGGGUAGUCAUUUUUUUGUGUUAUUUUUCUCUCACAUUGUACUUUAGGCAUGGAUUCUCAGUUCCUGUUAUUUGUUACCGACAAAGAACAACCCAAUAUGUGUUUAGCAACAUCUCCUAAGUACAACAAUUCCCCCAAUGUACAGGUUUUAUGUUUUUUUGCAAACUUACAGGGGUCAAAUGUAGGGCUUUCCCCUUUUCCAUGUUUGCACAUUGAAAUUUGCCAGAUUGGUUUGCUGGGCCUAUGUUGCCUUUGAGACCGUAUGGCAGCCCAGGAAUGAAAAUUAACCUCAUCAUGGCAUACCAUUUGUAAAAGUAGACACGCCACAGUAUUUAAAAUGGGGUAUGUCCAGUCUUUUUUUAGUAGCCACUUAGUUACAAACCCUGGCGAAAAUUUGCAUUUAGAUAAGUUUUUGCAUUUUUCACACAUAAACCGCCCUUUCACAGAUGAUAUUAUCAGAACAAUACAUUUUACUGCUCUACCACUCUCAUAUUUGUGUAGAGUAAUGUCUCACGAGUACAACAGUACCCUCAAGUACAGGUUUUAUGGUGAUUUGGAAAAUUACAGGGUCAAACAUAAGAUUUGCCAAUUUCUGCUUUUCUAAAUUGCUAUUUGCCAGAUUGUCUAUGUUGCCUUUGAGACAUUAUGGCAGCCCAGAAAUGAAAAUUAACCCGACCAUGACAUACCAUUUGUAAAGGUAGACGACCCAGGGUAUUCAAAAUGGGGUAUGUCCUGUCUUUUGUAGUAGUCACUUAGCCACACACGCUUGCCAAAGUUAGCGUUCAUAUUUGUUGUUUGCAUUAUUUUACACAGCAACUGCACUGUUACUGGUUAUUUCAUCAUUACUGUUUUAAACACUCAUAUUUGUAUUCAGCAAAGUCUCUUGAGUAUAACAAUACACCCCAUGUAUAGGUUUUAUGAUGUUUUGGAAGGUUACAGGGUCAGUAGGGCUUGCCCAAUUCAGUUUGCCAGAUUGGUUUGCUAGGUCUAUGUUGCCAUUUGAGACCAUAAGAUAGCCAAAGAAUGUGAAUUAACCCCAUCAUGGCAUAUAAAUUUCAAAUGUAGACAACCCAGGGUAUUCAAAAUGGGGUAUGUCCAGUCUUUUUUGGAGUAGCCACUUAGCCACAAACGCUGGCCAAUGUAAGCAUUCAUACUGUUUUUUGCAUUUUUUUACACAAAAACUGCACUUUUACUGUUGAUUUCAUCAUCAUGAUAGGUUUUACUGUUUUAAACAUACAUAUUUGUGUUCAGCAAAGUCUCCCGAGUAUAACAAUACCCCCCAUGUACAGGUAUUAUGAUGUUUUGGGAAGUUACAGGGUCAAUAGGGUUUGCCCAAAUCAGUUUGCCAGGUUGGUUUGCUGGGUCAAUGUUGCAUUUUGAGACCAUAUGGUAGCCCAGGAAUGGUAAUUAACCAAAUCAUGGCAUACCAUUUUCAAAUGUAGGCAACUCAGGGUAUUAAAAAUGGGGUAUUUCCAGUCUUUUGUAGUAGCCACUUAGUUACAAACGUUGACCAAAGUUAGCGUUUUUAUUUGUUUUUUGCAUUUUUUAAACAAAAACUGCACUUUUACUGGUGAUAUCAUCGUCAUGAUAAGUUUUACUUUUUAAAACACUCAUAUUUGUGUUCAGCAAAUUUUCAUUUUUACGUUUAAAGAGUAAUCUAUACACAGAUUGCAACUCUACUAUAUGCCUAUCCUGUUUCAUGUAAAUGUUAUGCUAAUCUGUUUUCGAACAAAAAAUGCUCAGUAGUGCAGGGGUUAAAAGUCAAUGACAUAACACUCAUGGAAUAACUUAGUAUUAUUGAAGGGUAAAAAGAGUUAUGGCCAGGGAAAAAUCUAAAAGGUAAAACUAUUUUUGCAGACUUUGUUUAAAAUAUUCAGAUUACGCUAGGCGUAGCCAUGUUUGCGUUUCCAACUAUUUAAUUACAUUUCUCAAAAUUCUAUUUAAGACUAAAACUUGCUGAUAAUUAUGGAAACUGCAGUCCAAAAACAGGUGGACAGUUGAAGUCUAUCCCAUUGGAUUAGACAGAUGAAUGGCAUAGAUUUUAUUUAGAGGAAUUAUUUUCUGCAAGUGGUUUUUUUACCCCAUAAAAAUAACAUCCUAAGCAACAGAAUUAUUACAGCUUAUUGCAGUAGUUAUGGUGCUAUGAGUCAGAAGGUGCCCUGCCCUGGUUUUCUGUCAUUCUAUUUUGGAAUGGUUCAACAAAAAUCUGUCCCCUGCAUUUAUUUAUUUAUUGCUGGCUUGGAAAUUAUUGUGUAACAUUAUCUGUGUGAAUGCGUUCAACUUUUGACAAAAGUGAUAGCGCUUGAGUGCUGGAAUCAAAUCACCCAAAAUUAGUUGUUGGACAACUGGGGGACAGCAACAAAGCUGCUAUGAUAAACAGUAUGUUACGGUGAUUAGAGUUUUCCUUUAACUCCCUGACCUAGGGAUUAACCAUUUUUUCGGAUACAGAAAUACACUUGAAACUAUUUUUUUCAGUGGUAGCUUAUAGAAGGGACAGUUCUUCUGAUAUCACACAGUGAACGUGUAUGGACAUUUUGCAAGUCAUUGGGAAUAACUGAAGAGCUACCCCUGUGCUCAUAUAGUAAAAUGGUGUGGAGCUGUGUGCAGCGACACUGGUUGCAACCCUUUUGGCUCCUGUAUCUUCUUAGCUCCUAUACCUGUGAAAAUGGGGUAGUUCUGCUGUCUGCCUCUUGUUCACAGUAAGUGUACAAAUUUAGUUUUCUCCCCAUCUCCUUGAGAGUAAUAGAAAGUGCAGGAUAUUUAUUAGUAUCUAACAUGUGAGUUUAUUAUGCAACGCUAAACCUGAGGUUGCAGGCCUCUUUACUGUCAUAGAUUAGACUACCAAAGAAAGGGGUUGCAGCCAAUGUUCACCUUCCCAAAUAGGAUCUAAGGCCUCAUUGCAAUAGCAUGUAUCUCUAUUAUACAGUUUUAACAGUUAUUUCCAGCCAUUAGGGUGGCAAUAUCUCCUUGUCUUAUCAAGGUGUCCAUGUGAUAUCUUAUGAAGGUGUCCAUUUUCUCUGUCAAUCUUUAAAUACACUAUAUUUGGAUUAGACAGCUUUCUGCCAUCAGAGACACAUACAUCCCUCUACCCAUUCUCCAGAAGACUCCAAUAAUAAUAUAAAACAGACACAUUCUGUUUAUAUGUAAAUAGUGUCUUACCAUAAUAUUAAUAAUGGGAUGUUAAGGAAAGGCUGUGUGAGAAAAUCUGAUUAAAUGGCGGCACAACCAGGCUCAGAACACAGGUUGUAGUUUAGCGAGAGUAUCUCUGUCUGAACAUGCAAAAUCCGUAUAUAACCAGUUGCUUUUAUGUCUUUGCUCAUUAAGAUCUUAAAUUGCCAGUGUUGAGAGACACAACACUAUUUGACUCUCUGACUACUGCCACAAUACUACAAUUACAUGAGGAAAAGAGUCUCUAUCCCGGACUAGAAUUUCUAUUUUCUCACAAAUGUUGCCCCCUGCAGAGUUCCAAUCUGGGGGUAAAAAUUAUAUCUUACAGUUAAUCGAUAGACAUAUUCUCACACUGUAAAUAGUUGGCUGUGCAUGUAUCCAGCAAGAAGAUUUCUGCUUGACGUAGAAGGAUAUUAGCUUCAAAGGGAAUGAAACAUGUUUCGUAGGUGAAUUCAAAUUUUUUUCUUCAAGUAUUUGAAAAAAAAACCCCAGUAUUACAAUAUAUAUUUUGUUCAGUCAUAGCAAUAUUGAUGGUGUUUAAUAUAUGUAUCCACCAGAUGCUAUAUUGCCUAAUCCUAUGUACUGGAUAUUCUUUAUUGCAGAAUAAAGUGUGGUUUGCUAAUGACAUGCGAGAUACCCAAAGGGAGAAGUGGUUUGAGGGAUUAUAAUCAGUAUUCAAGCCCCGCAGACUCAGGAAGCUUAUAUCCAUAACAGGAAAUUGCUGAUCAAGGAACCUAAAAGUCUGACAGAUGUGCAACAAAGUGAACCAUCUCUUAUCUGUGGCAAAAUUAACUAACUUUUGCAUGAUGGACUGACACCACAACAUUUUCUAACACAUUUCCCAACAGUAUCAUUUCUACGAAAGUAUCUAAUUUGUUUUGCUCAGGGAUACUUGGUGUUUUCAGGGAAAUUGUUCUCAAAUGUUUUUUUAAAACAACGUACAAUAUACUUUUUGUCAUAUUUCCAAGUACAGUAUGAUCGUAUUCAACAUGUUGCUGCCAACCAUAAAGCAUGUUGGUUCCCCUUCUCCAUGUGGCUGAGGUCAAUGUUUAUUCCUCAUCACCUCACAGAGAAUAAUUAUUAUUGCCCUACUCAGAAUAUAACAUCGAUUGAAAGCGACAGUGUGGGAAAAGCAUAGAUAAAAUCAGUGAAAUACAAGUGAAGUGCAGUAUACUGAAGUAGAAAUGUGCAUGACAUAAGUGAGAGAGGAUUUAUAAUCUAAACCUCAUUUUUGUAAGAGGCACUGAGCAGGGAUGUGUGAGAUGAAUAAUGAAGGACAACACGAAGAUGUGAUAUACACACUAUCAGUCACAACAUUAAAACCACCUGCCUAAUAUGCUGGUAAAACAGCUCUGAUGCAUUAAGGCAGGGACUCCAGGAGAACUCUGAACAUGUCCUGUGGUAUCUGGCACCAAAACAUUAGCAUAAGAUCUUUUAAGUCCUACAAGUUGCGAGGUAGAGCCUCCAUGGAUCAGAUUUGUAGUUCACAGACACUCAUUUGGAUUGAGAUGUUGGGACUUUGGAGGCCAAGGCAACACCUGGAACUCUUUGUCAUGUUCCUCAAACCAUUCCUAAACAAUUUUUGCAGUGUGGCAGAGGACUAUUAGGGAGCACCAUUGCCAUGAAGGGGUGUACAUGGUGUGCAACAAUCUCUAGGUAGGUGGUAUGUGUCAAAGUAACAUCCACAUGUAUGCCAGGACCCAAGGCUUAACAGCAGAACGUUGACCAGAGCAGAACAUUGCCUCUGCCGGUCUGCCUUCUUCCCAUAGUUUAUCCUGAUGCCAUCUUUUCCCUUUGUAAACAAUGCACAUGCACCCGGCCAUCCACCUGACCUAAAAGAAAACGUGAUUCAUCAGAACAGGCAACUUUAUUCCAUUGUUCUAUGGUCCAGUUCUGAGGUUCACGUCCCCAUUGAAGGUGCUUUGGACAGUGGACAGAGGUAAUCAUGGGCACUCUGACCAAUCUGAGGUUACGCAGUCCCAUACGCAGCAAACCGUGAUACACUCUGUGUUCUGAAGCCUUUCUAUCAUGACCAGCAUUAAGUUGUUCAGCAAUUUCUUCUGUGAGAUUGGGCCUUAGCUGCCUGCGGGUGUCUGUGAGCCUUGGGUGCCCAUGAUACUAAUGUUGGUUCACUGGUUGACCUUUCUUGCACCAGAUCAAAGUCUCUCAGAUCUUUUUGCUUGCCUAUUUUUCCUGCUUCCAACACUUUAAAUUAAAAAAACUGACUGUUUACUUGCUGCCUCAUUUAUCCCACCCCUUGAUAAAUGCCAUUGUAAUGAUUUUAAUGUUGUGGCUGGCUAGUUUAUAUAAUAAUAAUGCACCAUCCAUUUGUAUUGGUCUAACAGAGGCUGACAUUGGAUUAUGGUUGUAGGUGAAGGGCUGCGUGAAAUAGUUUUGGCAUGUAGUGUUAUUGAAAUCAGAACAAGAGUGGGUAUGCUUCCUCACUUUACGAGGGAAAGCUUCUCUUUAAAAAUCCUUUUUUUGUACAUCCAUUGUGAAUCUCAAAAUGCUUGAUAGGUAAGAUUGCAUCAAAGAGUGUCCCAGUAAUAAAAAAGCAAUAAAGUCUAACCCCCAUUUUCUAUGAUAUUGUCUUGGCUUUAAGAGCAAAACACUUUAUAAUAUGAAAUGCUAUCAUAGCAAUUUAUUUGAUUAGACUGAAAUAUCUUAUAAUUGCUUCUGCUCCUCUAUGUUAUCUAGGACCAAACAAAGUUGAUGUAUCAUCAAAAUCAUCAUCAUCAUCAAACAUUAGAUCUCUUACAUUCUUUCUUUUUUCACAAACAAAAUCAACUGCAUGAUUGUAUUCUAAAGGAACAAUGUAGCAUUAGAAUACAUAUUUGUAUUUCAAAGGCUAUGGUUCUUUUGCCCCUUGUCAUGCCAGCCCCCCAUGUGCAAACUAAUAAAAAUGUAAAAAAUAUUAAUUAGUGUAACUUACCUUUUAUCCAGUGCUGAGUCUCCCUUGGUGUUGACGUGACUUCCUCCUCAGGUUGCAGAAUCCAAAAGGCCUGCCUAUAGAACGAUGGGCCAGUCUAAUGCGCCUCAUAAAGGAGCAUUAGGGAACGUAGGCAAAUGCACAGAGAUUGCGGUGAUGCGCCUACGAUUCCUUCAUAGGAAAUCAUUGUAUUUAAUGAUUCUCUAGUCUUACACAGUGUGACGGCACUGUGCAUGUGUGCAUGACAUCACAGUAUGUUAUGGUAUGAGAACCCAGAAGUAAGAUGUAAAGAAAUGUUUAUGAUAGGACUCUAUAAGUAUGCACCUCUCCAGCUUGUUCAGGAAUCAUGAACUCCUCCUGGUGAUAGACAGGCAAUCAGAAAAGGAUCAGCACGGAUGAUUUUUCAUCAAAGAUUAAGAUAAAUAAAUAAUUGCUCUCUGAUGUAGAAAGAAGGUAGGCGAUUCUUGACCUGGGUCCUAUAAAAGCUUGGGAUAGAUCUGCCAUUUAAGACAAAAAAAUAAUAAUUGAUUAGUUCAGGUGUUUAUAAAUCAAUACACAGGUAAGAGGGAUUUUGCCAUCUGUAAUGGUUAGGAGGUUAUUGUAUAAACGAACAGAGAUUAUAAAUUGAGGUAUGUCCCGAUGAAAAGGGAGGCUCGAUGUUUUCUUUCAAAUGGGUCAUAAUAAUUAAGCGUUGUAAGUUCCAUUACAUCUCCUGAAUGCUGCCACAUGGUUGUACCCUUGCAAACAACUAAACCCUCUAGAGAACUCUGGAUUUCUUCAACAAAAGGAUAAAAGCCAUGUAUAGUUUACUUCAACAUGCCAAAGAUCACAGGACAGUCUCCAUUGUUGGAUUUACACUAAACAGAGCAUUUUAUUUACUGGAAGAAUGGAAUCGGAACAGAUUCCGCGCCUAAGGAAACACUUCAUAGAUUUUUCCACUGUUAGUGUACGUUUAAAUAGCUCAAUUUCUCUCUUUAAAAACUGUUUACUUUGACUAGAAAACUUUUGGCUACAUUUUACUCAACAAAACGAAUUGGCAAACAUAUCCAAACAGGACUGACAAAUAAAAAGGCUCUUGCUAAGUAGCGAGUGGGUAAUUAUUUUCUGUGGUGGAAACAAUAUUGCAAAAACUGGCUUGUGUAACUGUUUAUAAAGGCGCAAUAUAUUGCCACUGCCACUUUGUCCGUUAAAGCAAUACAUUUAUAGUGAUGUGUGAGAUAUAUUAUCCAUUUAAGUAAAUGCUUAAUAAUCCUGUUAUUAGGCAUGUGAAAAAAAAAAAAAAAACUUCUUUCAAGAGAUCAAGGAAUGGGUGGUUUUAUGUUGACUAACAAGUAAAUUUAAGGAAGGGUCGCCGAAAUGGUAGAUCCCCAGAUGUUGUGAAAAUACAAUUCCCAUGAUGCUUUGCAUGUUUUUAGGAUGCUUUAGAAUGGCAAAGCAUCAUGGAGCUGUAGGUUUAAAACAUCUGGGGAUCUACCUUUUCAGCACCCCUGAUUUAAAGAAACAUUAUUAUUUAAGGGUCUUAACAUUCUUUGGCAAGAACUGCCUUCCCCUUUCCCUGAAGGUGAUGUGAUGGUGUGAAAAAAAUCCCAGAUUUUUUUCUAAUCCAUGUGCAAAAGUAAAAAAAAAAGGUUUAUAAAAAAAAACAUGCACCAAGAUCACCAUCCAGUAAAGGUAAGUCAUUCUUCCAGGACCAAUGGAACACUGGUAACAGUGCAUAGAACAUUAACUUAAAGGGACACUUGACAUUUAGAUUUUAUCUUAUACACCAUCAUCUAUGCUUUUACAUGAUGUCAAAUCCAUUGUGCUUGCAAAAAAAUUGAAAACCCUCUGCACUGUAGAUUUAGUUCUCUUGUCUCCUAAUUCCAAAAGGAAGUGGGAAGACACUGUGAUCUAUAUCACAAUCUGGUGUCGGUAACCAAACGGUAAAGUUGUUUUACAUUUCAUGAGUAUUGCACAACAGUUAUCAAAGUAAUCACAAUCCAAAGUUCACAUACAUUUUUGUGAUGGUAAUGCUGCAGACGUCAGACCAUGCAAUCAUCUUAAACUGAGUCUAAACCAUGAUUUCCUCAUUCAUCUUGUAACGUUGAGCUUAAUAGCUGAAUAUUUUUGGCGUGUCUUAUAUCCUUGUGUGCGCAGUGUUCAUGUCGGUUUUCUUUGAAAAUUACAGUGAGUCAGAUGAUUCAAUUUGCCCAUUUUUAAUUAACCCAAUAUAUUCAGUAAAGACGUGUAAUGCUUGUGUUUUGUAAAACUAGUUAAAAACUGUCAUUUUUUGUAUUGUAAUCAUAUAUAUGUAUAUAUGUAUUACACUAUCUAUUUUUCUCUUAUUUUUUUUACGCUCUAUAUUUAUAGAUACAGGAUUGCAAUUUCUCCUUAAGUAUGAUUUCCAUUAACAUCCAUGCAUGCUUUACCUUUGUAGUGAAUUUGUGUUUGUACGUGUUCAUGUGUGUAUCAACACACACACACACCUACACAAAUGUUUGUCCCUGUGAUGUCCUAAGAUUAAGGUGAAAUUCUGACCAUGGCUCUAACCUUAGCCCUACCCCUAAUUAACCCUUUUUUCCAUAAUGUGUUUUUAGCUUGAUUAUGUUUUCGUAUUAUAAUUAUUUUAUAUUGGGCACUAUUAACCAGGUCUCCACCUUAAAUUUGAAUAAAGAUUAAAUAACUUUUUUUCUUACCUCAAAACCAGUGCAUGGCAAGGUCCUCCUUGGUCAUUUCCACAACCCAGGAGUAGACUUUGAAGCUUCCCCAUGCGGGCCUAGAAGCAAACUACACCUGACGCCAGCACUUACCUCAGAUGUCCUUUUUGCACAGAACUCACAUUAGGUAGCGUGCAAACGAGUUCCGGGCUGCCUUAGUUACAUGUGCCGACGUUGCAACUAGUCCCAAGCACAAAACUACAGAUUGCGCUGUAUGUGCAGAAACCUUGCUUAAACACCUACCACCAUGACUACUUCUGAAAGCAGAAAUGGUCAUGGGGUUUGGAGUUACCCUUUCAUGUAACAAUACUUAAUUCUUGAAAAAUAGUGAAUGCAAAACAUUGAGGGUUUAUGGAAUAAUAUUUGAAAACGGUUGGAGAGGAGUGUUUACAUCUAUGAACUCUGACCUCUUUAGUCCGUAAAAUCGUUAAUGAAUGAAAUGUUGCCAUUAUAGCAAGAUGGUGAACAAUAACAUCUUUCUGCUUUUUCUGUUACUUUGUGAAUAUUUUGUCUGGAAUGAUAGAAAGGUCAAUUACAAACUUUGUCCGAGAUAAUAUUUAUAAUAACAUUCUACAAAAAAAGCAAAAAAAAAUAUUUUUAUAAAAUUAUGUUCAGCUAGGAACAAUAUUUUCAUGUAGCAGGUGAAGAAACGCUCAACUGAAACCUUAUCUUGUUAUUAUUAAUAGUGGAUAGACAGUUAAUUCAAUGGAAUAAAGGGAGAUUAUGACAAAUAGAGAAACAUAUGUAAAUAACGUGCAAAAAAACUCCAAAAACCUUAGCAUUAAGAAAUAAUUACUAAUUUUUUUUCCAUCGAGCAUUUGUAGUAAUUUACUAAUGAAUUACAGAGUUUUUAGUAAAUUUCAUAACUACACAAAUUUAUUCACAAGUUAAAACUAUUUUAGCUAGCUGGCUGGAUUGUUGCUAAAGAAUUUAUGUGAAUGUGGUCUUUAACACUGUUUUGUGUAAUUUACUGUGCAAAUGUUAGUCACUACAGUAUAUAUCAAAGUAGUGCGCUUGUUUUUUGAGAGUUAAGGGACAGAUGAGGAAAACUAGACGUCAUGUUAAAUAUAGCCUUUUUAUUCCAACAUCAUUAAUUUUUAGUAUUUAUUUUUUUCCAUCACAGAUAGCACUUACAUAGUGUGUAACCUGUGAGCUCAAUCAUCUGUGUCUCCUACUUUCUAUUUUCAAACAAUUUCAAUUGACAUUUAUUAACAUAAAGACUAUUUUCUGUUAGAUCCCUUAAAUCUAUCUUACAUUGCGGUGUUACGGUCUUAGACUAUAAACUUAUUCGAGUAUCAUCACUUUUUGUUUUGCUACUAGUAAUUCUGUGUAUUAGUUAGCUAUGGCUCAGCUUUGUGAAAUAAACUAGUGCUAUAUAUAUAUAUAUAUAUAUAUAUAUAUAUAUAUAUAUAUAUUAUAUUAAUAUUAACUGUCUCCACUAUUCAACUAUAAUGGAGCUAUCAAGAGUAUCAAGAUAAUAUAGACAUCAAGCUAAUAAACACAAAGUACCCACAUUAAAAUUCCAGAUAAUUAAGAUAACAGACCUUGGAUUUAUGAGUUUUAUAAAUAUUUACAUUAUUGCUAAUAAAUUGCAGAAAACGAUUUCUCUCUCAGCAGUAGGGAGAAAGAAUGCUUCGGAAAAAUAUACUGAAUCUAAGAAAAAAAUACAAGUUAACUGAAUGAGAAAGACAUAGAUGUAGAUAGACAGACAGACAGAUAGAUAGAUAGAUAGAUAGACACAGACAGAUAGAUAGAUAGAUAGAUGUGAAGUCCUUCAAGAAUUAGAAAAAAAACCCGCCAUUCAUUCCUUAAAGAGGCACUUUAAACACCAUGACCCACUACAGUUUGUUGUGGUGGUUAUGGUGUCAAGCAUCUUCAAGCAGUUUCACUGUAAUCUAGAGCCAUUCAUCACUGAUAUCAUGAAACAGGAGUUCCUCUUAUACUUUAUCACUACCAGUUUGGCCAACUGGUAGUGAUAUUAGUUGGCCCCAAUGGGACCCAUGUAAAUAUCAAACUAUUUAAAAAAGUGUAACAUAGAGUAUUCUGUAGUGGUUAUGGAGUUUACAGUACCCCAUUUCAUUUUGUUACCUAGUCUAACACGUAUACUAAGGUGCAUGUGGCUUAGACCCAGAAGAUUAUUAUUGAAACCUUGCACUUGCUCACAGCAUUCUGGAUCAUGGCAAACACAUCUCAUUGGCUGGCAUAACUGUAAUUGAUCAAUCUGUGAUAACGAUUUAGAGUUAUAAGCUUAAAUCUUCAUAGAUGAUUAUAAUUGUGGCCAUGCUAUAUUAUACUAUCGAUUUAUAAAACACAGGGUCUAAAAACUGGUUAUUUUACAUUAAGUACAACACAAAAAACAAAGCCAUGUUCUAGUGGUCUAUAAAAUGAUAUCUCUCAGUUCCUGUGAAGUAUGGAACUAUAUUUCUUUAAUAGAACUCUUUCAGCUUCUUUGAAAACAAGAAAACAUCAUGUUGCUUUAAGCCAUAAAUGGGUUUAAAUUGAACAGUUUUUGAGGUUUGCAUGCCAAGAAACACAGAUCUGGAGCUGGCAGUUUUGCUGACGGAUAAUGCACAGUUACAACACAGAGCCCAAAUCAACGUGAGCGGGUAAACUCCAAAAUGUUACCUUGGAAACAUAACACAGUAAGGGAAUUGUUGAUGAAGCUGUCCGGUUGACAGUUUUAAAACCAAAGCCCAAGACGAAAGCAUGUGUUACCCAAUAUGGCCUCAUUGGAGAGAGCUGCUCCCAGCCCUGGGAUUCCUUAGUAUGGAGUGAGAAAAGCUUAUGAUGUGAUGGGCGACUGGUGCCUCGGAAGCCAUUGCUGAAGCAGUUGUUACGGUUUUGUCGGUUUAUGUGAAAUAUAUAAAGGAACAAUAAGCAUGGACAUGUGCAAGAGGUAUGUCAGGUGCAUCCGGGUACACCCUAUGCAGGGCCAAAUUGUCCUACCUUUCCCCUAUUAGGUGUCCAUAGGCAUUUAUGAGUGAGUUUGAGUUAGCUUGCUCUGUUUUUAAAUAUACAAAAACCAUAACCAUCUUUAUAUACACCUUGAUAUUGGGGCAUUAAAAAAAAUGUCACUUGUUUUUUUGCUGCACACUUGUGUCACACUACCUAUAAAUAUGUACUGUAGAAUGAAGUCUGAUUUUGUGUUUCAGUAGAUGUGACAUAAUGUCAGCAUGUUGGUCACUGAUAGAUGAUGUACAUUAUAUGAAUACGAGUUAUUCAGAUACACAAAUGUAUAUACCACCUUCAUGAUUAAUUUAGCAAAGAAGCAUUUUGACUCCUAUGCUAAUUAAAAACAACAUACAAAUAGCAGGAUUACUAACAAGAACUAACAAAUUAAUGACAAAGUUCAGGCUGAAAUAACUGAGAUUAAAAAACAACAGAAAUUACUAUUUGACCUGGUGUGUUUCUGUUUUUUGUGACCCACCCCCCUUUAGCAGAUAGUGGAUUUGUUAGACUCAGUCCAUGGGACAACAUUUUUACAGAAUUAGCUAAAAUGAUGGUUACAAGCACACUGCCGUCAUUACAACUAAAUUUGUAGGACAUUUAAUUUAAAAAAUAAAUCAUGUCUUGACAUAUUUAAUGGUCAUUGUCUCUAGUGCCCAUUUGUUGGUCAAUGAUGGUCACAGUAAUGUUACUGACCACAUACAAUUUUAUGCAUCAUCAAAGUAGGUCCCAAGACUUCGAUGUUCAUCAAUGAGCACUAGCAUAAAUAAUAACACUAUGGCAUGCAGCGUGUUCUUAAGCUAGUGAAUCAGUCUUCAUUUUGGAAACUUGUUUUGUUUUUCUAGUUUCUUUCUUUCGUGUUUCAUUUCUAAGAACCCCAGAGAAAGAUCACCACAAUGUGCACUGUGGGUGCAUUACAAAAUAAGCAUCUUCUAGCCGGACAGAAGGAAUUCUUGUCUUUAUUGUCUGCCAUGCCAGUCACUGUGUCAACCUUGCAUCUAUGCCAGGAGGAUGUGUGGAUGUUUGUAUGUUUUUCAUAAAUGCAUAGAAAGAAAAUUAUUUUUAUCUAUUUCCUGUUAUUAAUUAACAAAUAGCAAAUUAGCAAAUUAAUCGAAAUAUUAAUCAAUCUAUAAUGCUGUUCUUUUUAAAGCAGUGUGUUGGAUAUUCAGUCGAUACCCAGUACGGUUAUUUUCAGAACAUUCUUACAUCUAAUACCAUUGUUUAACAAAGACAAAUGUAUUUUCCUUUCUCACUUAGAAGUGACAUAGCUGAUGAACUGAGAAGCUUUGUUGUAGCUUUUUGGGUGACAACAGGGUUUGUGAACUAAAAAUGUGGAUUUCAAAAUUUAGACAAUAAUAGGUUGGAAAUAGACUUAAAUAUGAUACUUUUUUUCAUACUUGACUAUUUACAUUUAAAAUCUGCUUUUAAUUCAGCCUAAGUCCCUGUUUAGUGAAUAAAACACAACGAAAUGCAAUAAUAACCUUGGAAUGUUAACAUGAUUCACUAAGCAAAACAAUUACAUUAUGUUCACCAGAGAACUCUGAUUUGUGCUAAAAUAAUAGGUCAUUACCUAAGAAAAUCCUCAUACCCAUACCCAGGUGUUUUAAAUCACCCCGUAACUGAAUAGGGUCAACUAAACAAUAAUAAACACAAUUUUCUAUAAAACAUGAGAUUAGCGUUUUUAAUGAUGUCAUACACGAGUGCUGAUAUCCAGUUGGCUUGAUUACAAUCUGACAUAUUUCAACUUCAGUUUUCAAUGUAAGCAGACAUAAAUGUGUGCAUGUACACAUCUCCUCUUACCAUACCUGCCAAGUAUUCUGUAUCCAGCGAGACAUUCCCAGUGUGGGAACAACGUUCAAUUUCACCAGAUUAUUUUUCUAGUGCCUGAGUUCUGAUGGAUAGAAUGAUGUAAACAUGGGCAAAAGAGUAAUGGAACAUAUUGUGCAUGUAUGCAUUUUACUGGGUGCAUCUUAUAAUAGUGCUAAAAAUUAUAUCAACAUCAAAUCAUUAAAUCAAUAAACAUUUUAGAUACAUCUAUAGAUGGCUUAGUAGAUGUGCACCUACGGUGCACAGAAUGUAUGUUUAAGACCAUACGGUCAUGUUAAUGCAUCACAUUGAAUGGUCUAAUUUAGAGGAACACUAAAAGAUUCCUGAAGGUGUUAUAGUUCCAUGAGUGCCAUGCUGCUGUCCCACAGUAAAUAGUUAAGCCAUUUUAUUAUGGCUUUAAUACAGCUUGACCCUCACAGCAACUCAAGCUUCUAUUCUUACGCUGCAGAAUAACUUGUUUAUCUCUAGAGAGCUAAGGCAGGCCAAUCAGGUCCUGUAUCAGCUGGACAAGAAAGGCACCUGAAUUCUCCUACAGGAGAAGAUCAGAUGCAGCAUGGGCACCCAGAGGGACCCAGGUAAGUUGGCAAACCAUGCUAAAAUAAUUUGACUACUAACUGUGAGAUGACACCUGGACACUACUAGCAUCAUAACCUCUACAGCUGGCUGUAUUUAUUUACUGUUUGUAGUGUUCCUUGAGGAAAAAGGUUCUUGGAGAUAGGACCUUUAGUGAUGACCAACCAAAAACGCUUUUUAGAUAAUGAUGUUCUGAAAAAGUUUGGUUUCUAAUUUCAUGACUUCUUUACAGAAACAUACUUUCUGUGUAUUGUGAAGUUCUGUGGAAGUGUAAUGUAAUAACGUGCAGUAAUUUCCCAAGUAUUAAAUUUACUGUGUUUUUUUUCCUUCCCCAAAUUUGAUUGGCCAUCAAUAUGAAGAAAAAGACAACACACACUGCCACGUUUUGUGUGCAUAAUGUAUAUAUUUUUUAUACAUGUAUUGGUUAGCUUGGUCAGCAUUUUUGUUUGUUUACUUUUAUUGGCAGAAUAAGAUACGGGUUGCUGUCCCUGGCAUCUAGCAGGGGUGCAAGAGGACCGUGUCCAGUGUUACAAAUCUCUUUCAUUUUUGGUGAAACCUAUUCACUAGUACAGAUAGUAUUCACUAGUAACCUCAUGUUUCAUGGUAGACAUCUACGAAAAGCAUGGUGCUUGUUACCCUGCACUACAGUCUCUCUAUCUGUGGUACGGCAAGUUUUUGGCUGUGUUUUAUUGCAUUAUAUUAUGAUUUCAUCAAAAAAUAUAUAUUUUAACUUAAAUUUUCUUUCAGAAGAUAUAGGACUCCUGGGUUACUUUGAGUCCAUCCCUCUCACCUUAUCUAUUUUCAUAAUACUUCCUCCCCAGCCCAAUCUUCUUUUCUCUCCCUUAAACCUACCUGUUAUUCUCCAAUCCUUUUAGUUCCCCAAUUUGUUGAUAAUUGUUAUUUCUACUGGUAUCAUUUUUGGGACAUGUCUGACCAGAGCAAACAAACAACAACAAAAAAAUACAUGCAUACCUUCCGUUCUUUGUCUCUGAAAAGAUAUUAGAUAACAUACAAAAAAAAAAUCACGAUUUAUUGCAAAUAUUUAUGUUUUUUGCAAUAAAUAAACUAUAUUGCUUGCUUUUUUGCGUGAACUCUUUUUAACACUUAGAGAACUUAAAAGAACUUAUAGCAAUAUUUUAGAGAGCAAUAGAGAUGGGUACUUUAAAGAUGAAAGGUGUUUUUUUAUUGGGUAUGUUAAAGGGUAGGUAUGUUGUUUUCAUACAGCAUAGAACAAGCAAACUAAUAAAAUAUCUUGUAAGAUCUGACACUGUGUCCUCGUGCUGAAUUUUUAUUAAAAUAUCUGCCCAUAAGCAGAAUAUUUUUAUCUAAUCAAGAAAUUUUACAUUUUUAAAUGUUUCAUUCUAAUUCACAAUCUAACUUUACAUGUUAUAUUUUCAUGAUUCAUAAAGCUUUGUAGCAUAUGGGGAAUGGUGACAUUUACUAGAAAAGUUAUACCUAUUUCAGGGAAAUGAUAAAUAUAAACUCAUGAGCCAAGCAUAUACAGAAUUCUUGUGACAUCAUGUUUUGUUUAACAUGCUUUUGGGUUAUGAAAAGGCCAAUAUGCGCAACUAAUCAAAUGCAGACACUCAUAACUAAUGUCCAGUACUAAACUACAAGCUAAUAUUUCACAUGUUGGUGACCACACGUAUUGUACAUUUAGAUUUAUUUGCUUAACCCCUUUGUGACUUUACGUCAUGAUAAUCCUGGCAAAUUAUCUUUGAUAAAAUGCUGAUGUAAUUUAGAGGAAAUUUAUCACAAAAUCUGAAUUUAACACUGCUACAAGUACAAUCAUACCAUGUUUCAGACCUAUUUAAAUAAUAAAACAUAUUUGGAGUGUUGUAAACACUGUGCAUGUGAAAGAAUUUACAGGGGUUAUUUUUACAAUGCCUUUGACAUCUUUUUUUAAUUUAGUUUCUUAAAUAAUACUUUUUGUGUAGUUAAUUUCGGCUAUCAAUAUUAUCAAGAAGCAUAAGACUCCAAAUGUAAGACUCAUGGAAAAACUCUGUCAAAAAAAACAACGUCUUUGUUGUUUUACCCGUUAAUACUGUACUUUAUAUGUACACACGACACUGUGCAUGCAUGGCUAUAGAGCACACUUGCUGUGAUACAUCUGGCUAGUAAACUGUAUAGUAUUUAUGGUGAAUGUAUACUUAGUUGACUUGCAGUUCACUAGCCAGAUGUGUCACUUCACCACUCUAUAGUCACUUCACCACUCAAAGUUACAUAUUAGCUUCAUUUAUUCAACCACCAUAAAAGUGACCCAAGAACAUUUUGACCUCUUGUGGAGCUUUAGUCAAGGAUUGAGAAAUAGCCCAAAAUAGUCGAGCUGGAACAGCUCUAUCAGGGUUAUUUACUGAAGAGGUAAUUCAAAGUGACUUUCAAAUUUAGAAAAUAAUGGUCCAGCGCUCUCUAAAAGUAGUGUAGUGUCCUUUUAUUUAGUGCACAGCAGAGAGCACCCACAAAGCGUUGUUUUGCUUACACAGGAGCCGUUUUCAUGUUUUUCUAAGUUUGCUGGCUUAUUCUUUUUUAUUUGGCAUUACUUUUUUUUUUUUUAUACUGGAGGUUUUUACUGCUCCCUACAUUUGUACAUUUUCAUCCAUGUUGUGUUGUUCGUGAAUUUCAAAAAUGAGUCCAGAGUAGCUGAACUAGAAGCAAGGCUGACUUAGAGAAGUGUUCCAUUAGGGAUACUUUGAAAUGAAUUCUGAAAUACAGUUUGAAUUCACUUGGAAUUCUCACUUAAGUAAAUAACCCUGUAUGUGUUUUAUACUCUUUACUGGCGGGUUGGGAGAAUACGGGAAAUAAAUAAUGGCACUGACAAAAUGUAUUGACACUCACGCUGUGUAUUGUAUGUUAUUGUGUAUUACCAUUGGCCUGGAACAUGUAUUAACAAUACUUCUGCUAUUCUUUCUCUUGUAGAAGAUGAGGGCUUCAGUCCAACGAAGACGCUCCUCGUCUGCAAUUACCAGGGCCCUGAGCAAAAGUAAAUCAAACUCCAGGUACGAAAUUUUAAUAGAGGUGUAAACAUAUGACUCUCAAAAAUGAUCACAGUGGAAAUAAGGAGGAACACCUGUGGAUAUGUGAAAUGUAGAAAAACUACCUGCCAGUAUGUUGAUCUACUGCAAACAAUCGGAGCUGAAGUACUUAAGUAACUCUAGUACUUAAAUAAAAAAAUAAAAAACAGUAGAUAAAUCACCAUGGAAACUAACGUAAUGUUCCAUUUGAAUCCAUUAGUUUACAUGGUGAUUGCUCUACUUUAAAACUUUGCACCAUUUUCAAUAAACAACAGUUUUGUAAAUGUAUCUGCUAUUUGGUUGAAUGAAUAAGCUGUCAGUAGCCUCCAUAGGGACAUACAGGAGGUUUUACCAAAUUAAUACGGAAGUUAUUUUUUGUUAAGAAAUGUGUAUUAAUAUCACUAGAUGGAACAAUUUUCUCAUUGUACUGUGUUUUUAGUGUUUUUGUUUUUUAAACAUCACAGAUGAAUAAAAGGAAAAUCACAUUAUCUUAAUCCAACACCAAAAACUAAUUUCUCAUCCUACAUAACAACAUAGAAGAGACAACAGCAGCCAAAAGAUUUUCAGUUCUGUUUAUCUGCCUGCUCUCUUAUAAAUAAUUGCUCUGGGUGUUUAUCUCUGCUUAAGAGUUUCUUAGCUUAGAAAUUAAUUUUGAUGUUGCGUUCCAGUGCUGAGAUAUGAAAGAAUUCUCAUGGCAAAUCUGGCAUGACUAAACUGAGCUAAUUACUCAUAUUAGAAUUUUGUUGUAUUUGAGCUUCAGAUAUUUCAGAUAAAGAUAUUUUAUUUCAUCUGCUACCUCUGAGAAAAUAUGAAAAAGGCACUCAGAUCUGGUCUAGGUGCUAUGUCAACCGGUUUGAUUUCCUUUCAAGGGUACGCCGGGCACUGCGUACAUGUGACGGAGCUCCUGUACUCCGACCGAGUACCUCCAUCCAAUCCGCUUCCUAGCCGUUUGCCAGGAAUCUGGAACACUUCUACCUCAGUCACUGAAGCUUGACUGGGGUCUCUCAGGAGCUCUUCCAACCAACCAAGCUGCAUCUCUUCUUCCAGGCAGGUUUUAUCCUCUGCCAAAUUCCGCUGCAGCCCUGCUUCCAGGGAGGUAUACACAUCCGCCUGUAAUGUUAUAGCUCCUAUCUUUGUAAAGACACUCAUGACACUCAGGCCAAGCCUCUUGCUUUAUCCCAGGGUAAGAGGGAUUCUGCAAACAGGUCUGAAGACUGUCACUGGGAUCCAUACAAAUCUACACAGGACACCCAGUUCCAAGUGGAACUAACAUGCCAUUUUUUUAUUUUUUAGUCAGGACUAGCACAAAUGCUCAUAACAUUUAGAUUAAUAUGACAACUCAAUAAAAAUACAAACAAUCAAAUCAUAGCAGACAACAUAGAGCAACGUAUUAUAACACACUGCCAUAUUUAUAAAGGGGUGGGGAAAACAAUAAUUUACAGAAAAUAUCUCUCCUGCUUGCAGAAUUAGCAUUAUGCAAAUCUACAUGAAUAUGCAAAUUAGCAAUCCUUGCUAUUCAGGUAGUGUAUAUCACUGUUACUAGAUCCUUGCAACCAACAGGUGGCUCUGUACAGACUCCACAGCCAAAUCCACCUAGUUGAUUGCAAACAUUAGCAAGACUAGAGAGCACACUAACAUUUAACCCCAAACAACCACAUUACACACACACCCUGCACGCACAAUGGACACAGGGUGACUUAAACAUAGGAAUCAUUCAGAUACCUAAUUUAAUUGUCCAUCUUAAGUUCUUGGUGAUGGUGACUACCGUCACAAUGCAUAUGUUAAAUAAGCCACUCUUACAUUAUACAUGCCCACUAAUCAUAAAUAAAAAUUGUGCAAAUGCUACACAUCGCCCUCUGCUAGAGAAUGCAUUAAUGUGACUUUCAUGGAACCGUUUCAAAAUCAAAAUGGCACUCAAUAGGAAUCCUUACCCUUGAGCACUUUCUAAAUGCUCUUAAACACAAUCAUGGACCGCAUGGCACAAUCAUUGAUAUAAUGAGACUUUUGGCAAGACUGGACACAAAGUAGCAGCAUACCCAGACAACUUGUUAUUUGAUGUUACCAAUUUGCAGGAUUUUGAGACCUAUGGCUCUCUCGUAAACCUACGUAUAAACUAGUCAAAGUCUGCUAUUCUGAAUGUGUCUAUCCCAGAACAGCAGGGCCGAGCCCAUCCAUCUGAGGUUCACUUUCUAGUGGCCCAACACAAAUUUGUGGCACAGUGCAGUGCCGCACCUCUCCUGGCUGGUCGUGGUCUGAAGGGUCAAGACGAAUCUUUUAUGAUGCUCACUAGGAGUUCAAAAUCAGUUCCCUUAGGCAAUUUAGUGCUCCAUGUGUGGCAUCCCCCUUCUUGAAGGCCUCCGUGCCUGCCUUUAAGAGACUCCUGGAUAAUACAACUGGUCACGUCCACCAUCUCUUUAAUGGUGAUGUCCUUAAGUCUCUCUGCUCUAAUGGGGCCCCACCAACCAACAUUCAUGAAGCAGCUCAUGUGUAGGCAACUGGUUGCUUUUGUGGACAACAUUCUCCAAGAACCUACCCACUUUGAAUUGCUAAUUGACCCAGAUCCAAUGGAGUAUGGCAUUAAGACCCUUGUAUGCAAUUCUCCAAGAACAUUUGAGAACCCCUAGCCCUAAAUAUUUGGUAGAUGGGAAGAGACCUUGGGAAUGACUCUUACCCCUAGACAAUAACAAAAAAUCUGCAAUCGGACCCACCCUGUGUCACCACCAGUAGGUUUCAGUAAUCAGCAUAUAAGAUCCUAACUCUAUGGUAAAAAACUCUCUACCUUCCAAAUAACAUGGAUCCAUCCAACACAAGUUAGUGCUCAUGUUGUUAGGUGGUGGAAGAUAAGUUCUUGCAUUUAGAGGUUGUAAGGGUGUCUACACUUACCCUUACAUGCCGCCAGUCAUGUGGUGUCCUGAUCCAACACCAAGAAUUACUUUUAGUCUACACAAUCAUGUCUGGAUUUUAUAUGCUGUGAUUGACUCAGCACUAUCGAUUGGCUCAAAUACUGGUAUACAUAAUCAUCAUUUGUCCUGUAUUAUCAAAACAAUCUGUAUACUUUAUCAGAGUAGUUGUAAUGUAAAGGCUUAAAAUAAGGUUUUGUCUGGAUUUUCUUUGCUAUAAGGCUCAGCUAUCUAGAACAUUGUUCUGUUAUUGAUAGCAAUGUUCAGAGGGUGAAUAAUAGAGGUUAAAAUUAUAUACUUGAUAAGGAGAUAUUUGUUUUCCUGUUGCUUGAAAUUGCAAUUUUUGGAUAGAGAUGACCAGGCUUCCUGUUGUGUUUCCUGUACAAUUUCUCUGUUCUAGAAGAAUUCUUCAUAAUAAUAUUUUUUAUGCAACACUAAUUUUAGAACCGACACCACCACAAUUUAAAUGGGCCUGAGCCCCUACCAGGACUGUACUUGGUCAGAGUUUCAAGGAGGUGCCACUUAUUGUUGUUUUUGUCUUGUACCUUCUUGGUAUCUACAAAUAAUUUUUUUGAGUCAGAGAUGUAUAACCUUUUGUUAUGGUUUUGCAUACAAGUUUUCCAAAUUUUGGACUGUUCAUUUUUAGAGAUGUUUAUUUCUGCAAUGGAAAAGGAAAUAUCACUAGGUUAAGCCAGAAUAUUCUCAAGAGAAUUCAUAACACCUAAUUUAUCCGGUUUUCUAAAUAAAUGUUGUUUUGGGAUACUUGUUCUUAAGAAAUGUAUCCUAAAAUUUCCCAAAGAAUGAGAUAUAAUUCUGUAGAAAUUUUAAGUCGGCGAAUGGAUGAAAAUCAAUAUCAAAUCAAAGUAAUAUCGAUUUUGAAACUGUUGGAUGUAAUAUAUAUUAACUGAAGUUUACAAUCAUUUGUGAUGUUUUGUGAACAAAUGAAUCUACAAAGUGCUGUUUGUAGGAGCAGUCCUAAAUGUGUUCGCUUGGCAUGGAAAGGUUAUUUGAGCAGAAAACAAAAUCAUAAGUACAAUGUGUGACAUUUGUAAUUGGGGUAGGGCAGACCAGACAAAGACACUUAUUGAUUCUCAGUUUUAAGAACCCAUGUUUCCCCAUUUCAAGGGAUAGUCCAAGUGCCAUAACCACUACAGCAUGCAGUAGUGGUUAUGAUGCCAAGAGUGCCCUGGUGCCACCCUACAGUACCCUACUAGUCAUACCAUUUUCAAAGAUCCCACAGAUGCCUCUGGUCCGACCUCCUCUUAUGAGAUUACUAUCUAACACAUAGGUAAAUACUUAUGCUUAACUGAUGUUAAUUAUAACUGUGUUUGUAAGUAAUUCAUUUACUAAAAGCACUAGCUGACACUCUCAACCAGUGAAUUCCAACCAAACAGGAACAUAAUUGAUAACUCUACAGCAAAAAGGGACUGGGGGCAACUAGGGAACCCAGGUACGUGUUACAUCAUUUGAAAACAGCUUAAUUACUUAUUUUCUUAUGGUGCUAGGGAAAUUCUCACUUCUAGCACCAUAUCCACUAUACAAGGGAGUUAUUAUUUGGUUUGCAAUGUAUAGAACUAUAACAUGGAGGUCUGUUCCUAUAAUCUAGAUGCCAAUGUUGCUCCUGAUUGGCUGCUGUAGUUCCAGCUAAAGUCAUAUGUAUGCAUUUUUAGCAUAACAUUUACAAACACAGUAAGUAUAAACUAAGUCAAUGAUCACCAUCCAGUAUUGACUGCAGGUGUUAUCACAAUAUAGGAAACAUGAUAUUUAUUUCCCACCAUUAAGAGACCCAUGUUAAAGAUCCAAUAUGAACUGCUAUUCUUAGCUACAGAUUUCUACAGAUUUCUAUGGAAAUUUACAUAUACAGCAAAAAAACUGAAAUACACUUUUAAACCACAUGUGUAAAAAGAGAAAAUGUAAGUAUACUUGUUCGUCAGGGACAACAGAAAAUCCUAAUGGUGGAUUGGUGUUGCUCAUAAUGACCACAUAUAGAACACACAGUAACAUAGGAAUCAAGGUUGAAAUAAGGCUCCAGUCUAUCAAGUUCAAUUGCCCAGUUCAAGGUCAUAGGUCUAAGGUUGGAUAUUACACCAUUUAAAGAACAUACAGUGUGAUACUGUAGAAAGUAAAAUAUACAUAAUGUCAUACUAUAUUUAAUACAUUUUAUAGUGAUUUUAACCAAUAAGUGCAAUUCCCGCUUUUUAUUUCAAGAAUAAAUAUUUUUAUUCAACAUGACAGUAUACACCAUUUUUUUCCAUUAUAAAUAUCACCAUUUUGGAAUGUGUAUUACAAUGUACUUUGGGUUUAUUCUGGAUCUGCUAUCAUUUUAUUAGCAUGUGAGUUACAAUUAUUAAAGAUAGUGAUAUUAUUAUUUUUUUUUACUUUACAUGCAUUUUUUUAUGAUUUACUUAUGGUUGAACGUGAUGCAUUUUAUUACCUUUAUUACAAUGUAACUAUGUAGCUGUUUAUUUAAAUGAAUGCAUGUCCCUGUCACUAUGUGCAUUUGUUGAUUUUUGUUUUAUUUUCUUAGGGAGAUCACAUUGUUUCCUGCCAAUUCAGGGAAUGGACUUCUCCUGGGUGCUUUCUGUAGUCCUAGCAAUAUGCUCAUAUUGAAGGAGCGGGUACAGCUCACAAAUGGGUGGCAGACUCAAGAGAGACACCUGUUUCUAUUUAAUGACAGUCUUGUCAUCGCAAAGUCAAAGUAAGAACAACACAAGUAACUUGCUUCAUCUUACAUUUUUAGGAUUUUGUUUUUUUGGAUUUAAGUUUUCCAAACAAAAACAAAAUAAACGCUGUUGGAUGUGUUUGAUGUUUCUCAAAAUCUUUCAAGCUGGGCAAAAAAUAAAUACAAAGUUUGUCCUUAAUUGUACUGAAGCAGCAAAUAAUGAGGACUGUUACAUGUUAACCAUUAGUGGCUGCAUUAAGAGUAUACAUUAUGUGUGUGGAGCAAAGUCUUCAAAAUCUCAGCUUAAUGAAGUGAUGCGGGUGCCAGGUCCAUCUAGGAUUAACCCUGCCUGCUGUAAACAUAGCAGUUUCAGAGAAACAUAGCAGUUUUCAGAGAAACUGCUAUGUUUACAUAUGGGUUAAUCCAGCCUCUAGUGGCUGUCUCAUUGACAGCCACUAGAGGCAUUUCCGCGCUUCUCACUGUGAUUUUCACAGUGAGAAGACGCCAGCGUCCAUAGGAAAGCAUUGAGAAUGCUUUCCUAUGAGACAGGCUGAAUGCGCGCGCGGCUGUUGCCGCGCAUGCUCAUUCAGUCGAUGACGGGAAAGGAGGAGAGUCCCCAGCACCGAGGGAGCCCGGGGCUCGAAAAAAGGUAAGGGAUUAACCCCUUCCUCACCCUAGAGCCCGGCGGGAGGGGGGCCCUGAGGGUGAGGAGGACCCAAGGACCCUAUAGAGCCAUGAAAACGAGUAUGUUUUCCUGGCACUAUAGUGGUCCUUUAAGGUUUAUUAUGUAGAUCUGUCUUUAUAUCCAUUAAACAAUAUUAUACCAAUUUUUUUUAAUAUAUAUUUAUAUAUAUUUAAUAUAUUUUUUUCUUCCUCUGCCACAUUUUUUUUUUAAAUUUGCAUUUUUUGUAAAUAUUGUACUGCAUAUUUUACCUUAUGGGAUUUGCUUCUUGGUCAUAAUAGUAGAAUGUCAAUUUUGAUUUGAUUAGUGAUAUAUUAUUUAUUGCUCGAUCUGAGGUUAGGCAAUCUCAUGUUGCAUGUAGUUAGCUUUUGGAUAUAGGACUAGGAAAUCACAGACAUCCUAAUUACAGGAAGAGUUGGAAAUAAGGAAAAAUUGUUCCAACAUUUACACAACAAUAGAAAACAUUAAUCUUUUAAUUUACACUACAAUGGCAUAAAACAGAGUAUAUUGAAAAAUAAAUAGAAUGUAUAGAAUGCAAGAAUUUUAACUAAAAAAAUGGCUUGUCCUGUACUGUUUGUGGAUGUAAAAACAUUCAAUUAAUGAUAGCAUUAUUCUAUUUGUCAAUAUAAGCAGACACAAUGAAUGCAUCUACCUACUUAUCAGCUGGAUCUAUUACCAUAAGAAUAGAUCUAGUAUGACACAAAGCUAGGGCAUGCAGAUGCUGUUUUAAUAAAUAUGAGCCAUUUACAGUAAUUUUAAAUCAUGUUAUUUUGAGAAUGAUGAAGCACCAAAUAACUCUGUGUAUAAAGUCUUGGGAAGCUGUGGUUUCGCUCACGACAAAUCACAGACAUUUUGGUUUUGGAAUUCAUUUUCUGGACGGACGUCUGCCAACUCUUUUAACUAUUUCUAAAACUAUUUUAAUUCCUCAUCUUAUAUGGCAUUUGUGAGGGCUGUCUAGCCACAUCUAGCUCGUUUUUAAAAUAUCACAAAACAAAGUCAUAAAUUAACAUAUAAAAAAAAAACUGUGAUAAUUUUUGUUACAUUUUCUCGUGUUUGUCUGGAUUUUAUUUGUUUGUUUUGUAAACUAAUAAUUCAUCGGUUAUCCUGAGCCUUCAGCCUCCAUUUCAUAUCUUUUCAGGAUUAUUCACUAAAGUUAGAAUUCAAAGUAAAUAUCAAAGUGAAUUUCAAAUUUGAGGUCAAAAUAGACAAACUGGAAAAAGUUUUGAAGUUAGCUAUGCUUUCAAUUCAGCUACUUUGUCCUCAAAUGCAAAAUAAACUUUAAAAUUCUCACUUUAGUAAAUAACCUAAUUUGUCUCUGGAUUAUUCAUUUUUUACAUUGACAAAAUCUACUGAAUAUUAUAUUUAUAUAAUAUGAUAUAUAACUAUGCCAAUAUUAUAUUUACCUAUUAUAGAUCUUCUUCCAGCCUAAAGCUUAAGAAACAGGUGCAUUUAAAUGAAUUGUGGAUAACCUCCUGCCUCAGUGAAAUCUCAGAAAAGAAAUUGAGCUCUGAUAAUUCGUUUGUUCUUGGUUGGCCUACAACAAAUUACAUUGUAACUUUCAGGUAAUUAUGUGGGGUUUUUUUUUUUCAAAAGAAACACAUUCAUUUGGGGAAUUUUUUUGUUCUAAAAUAUUUUUUAUUUUUUUUAGGGGAACUGUAAUUUUUCAGAAUUUUUUUCCAUAAUAUUUACUAAAUAUAUAUUUGUGCGGUGUGAAAUCUAAAAUUAAAUAUAAAAAUCCACAUCCCUUUUAUCCUGCAACUGGAUGCCUCCAACUUAGCCCCCUUUCAAUCAUUGUUAUAAACAUUGUUCUUUGCACCUGACAAUCAGCACAGAAAACAUACAAAGAGGAGCAGAAAUAAAACAAUGUUUUUAUUGCUCUUCUUCAUUUGUAAUGUUUGUCCUGGCUUUGCCUUUUCUUAAAUGGUUUAUGAUGUAAUUUGCUAAAUAUUUAAAGGAACACUAUAGUCACCUAAACAACUUUAGCUUAAUGAAGCAGUUUUGGUGUGUAGGUCAUGCCUCUCAGGUUUCACUGCUCAAUCCACUACCAUUUAGGAGUUAAAUCACUUUGUUUCGGUUUAUGCAGCCCUUGCCACACCUCCCCUGGCUCUGAUUGACACAGCCUGCAUGAGAAAAAAAACUGGUUUCACUUUCAAUCAGAUGUAAUUUACCUUAAACAAUGUUAUCUCUUGCUCUGUAAAUUGAAGUUUAAUCACAUACAGGAGGCACUUGCAGGGUAUAGCAAGCUAUUAACAUAGCAGGGGAUAAGAAAAUUUCAAUUAAACAGAACUUUCAAUAAAGGAAGGAUAAACAUUAGACGACUCUUUACAGGAAGUGUUUAUGGAAGGCUGUGCAAGUCACGUGCAGGGAGGUGUGACUAGGGUUCAUAAACAAAGUGAUUUAACUCCUAAAUGGCAGAGAAUUGAACACUAAGACUGCAGGGGCAUGAGCUAUACACCAAAACUGUUUCAUUAAGCUAAAGUUGUUUUGGUGAUUAUAAUGUCCCUUUAAUUAAAAGAAAACAUAGUAACUCGUAGAUAAAGGUAAACUCAAGUUAUAGAGGUUUUUAAUUUGUUUAUUAAAUUUUUUUAUUCAAUGGUGUACAUUCCAGAUAAGUGACAGUUCCCCUUUAAGGCUCAUACAAAAGGUUUAAAUAAAUAUAAAUAAAAUUGGUGAGCACAUUGUAGUAUCAAAAGUUUAAAAUAUAAAAUAAUCAAACAUAUAUUUGCUCUUAAUAAGUAAAAUAAAAAAAAACAGUUUGUCCUGAAAAUAUAUUCUAUUGGUAUACUUUCUAUUGAGAUCCUCAUUUGAACUAUAUGGUCAUUGUGGUAUUUUUUAUUUGUCUAUAGAAAGACAUUUCAGUGUCGAAAGACCACCAUAAAUAAUUUGAGAAAACUGUUUCAUCCCCAUAUAGUAAUCUAAUAGCUAAAUAAGGCCAUAGCGUGCAGAGUGCCAAGAAAAAUAUAUUACAACUUAGUAAACAGAAACUGCGUGUAUACAGAAGAUAAUCAUUUAAAGGCACACUACAGGCAUCAAAAUAAUGUUAGCUUAAUAAAGCAGUUUGAGUGUAUAGAUCAUGCCUCUGCAUUCUCUCUGCUUAAUUCUCUCAAAUAAACACACUGUGCUGUAAGAUAUAACCAAAAAUAAAACCCUUUUUCGGUAGAGGCUGUGUCAGUCACAGACAGGGGAGCUACAGCUGCAUAAACUGAAACAAAAGAGAAUUGAGCGAUGCAAGUGCACCAAAACUACUUUGUUAAACCCAAGUUGUGUUGGUGCUUAGAGUAUCUCUUUAAGCAUGGGGAUCUCUAACACUUUAUGCCCAAUGUAUUGCUUAUAUAUGUGUGUAUAUAAGCAAUACAUACAGUCAUAUUUAUACACACACACACACAUACAUAUAUAAAAAACAAUUCACUCACAGCCAAUAUUACCUACUUUUCCUGGAUACCUGAAUAUUGCAAUUGCAAUGUUUUAUGAAACUCGGUGCGCAGGCAUUAUAUUGGUCAACAGAUGUUAAUAGGAGAAAAUAUAGCUUUUGAGGCAGUACACCAGAUAAUAGUGCCUAGAUUUAAAUUACAUUUACUGCCUAUUACGGACACUCUACCAAGCCUCUACCUAGAAAUCCACCAUACCACUGAACAACUGUCCACUGUACUAUUAGAAUUUUAAAAUGUUAAAGGGACACUAUAGUCACCUGAACAACUUUGGCUUAAUGAAGCAGUUGUGCUGUAUAGAACAUGCCCCUGCAGCCUCACUGCUCAAUCCUCUGCCAUUUAGGAGUUAAAUCCCUUUGUUUAUAAACCCUAGUCACACCUCCCUGCAUGUGACUUGCACAGCCUUCCAUAAACACUUCCUGUAAAAAGAGCCCUAUUUAGGCUUUCUUUAUUGCAAGUUCUGUUUAAUUAAGAUUUUCUUAUCCCCUGCUAUGUUAAUAGCUUGCUAGACCCUGCAAGAGCCUCCUGUAUGUGAUAAAAGUUCAAUUUAGAGAUUGAGAUACAAUUAUUUAUGGUAAAUUACAUCUGUUUGAAAGUGAAACCAGUUUUUUUUCAUGCAGGCUCUGUCAAUCAUAGCCAGGGGAGGUGUGGCUAGGGCUGCAUAAACAGAAACAAAGUGAUUGAACUCCUAAAUGACAGUGAAUUGAGCAGUGAAAUUGCAGGGGAAUGAUCUAUACACUAAAACUGCUUUAUUUAGCUAAAGUAAUUUAGGGGACUAUAGUGUUCCUUUAAUGUCUGCCAAAAUCCAAAUGUUGUAACUACUUAUUUGAUAGUAAAGCCAUUGACAAUUCCAAAAGCACAAUCUAUGAGUAGUUUUUAGAUUUGUGCACAGAGAGAAUUUAUUUUCUAAAAAUAUAUUUUUUUAAAAUGGUAUUUAUACACAUUCCUGUAGUUAUCACCUUUAUUAACAUAACAUCCACACUCCGCUUUGUGUUGCUAAAUUGUGUUUCCUUCACAUGCACAGAUUUCUGGAUUGUCAUGUUAACGGACUUUAUACCGUGAUUCUAUAUCUGUACUGUAGUUAUAAAUGAAUGGAAACACAAUGUUCAUUUUGGUGGUGAUAAAACUAAAAGAAAAAAUAUAGGAAAACCUUGAAACUAGAAAAAAGGAAAUAAAGGCUGUACACGAGUCAUGUUAAAAUAGAAGCAGGAAGGUCUGUUUGCUUGUGGGACACAGGAAGGAACCGUUAUAUUUGUCUAAAAUUGCCCUCUAGAAGAAGAUGUUGUUACUUCUCUUUGUAUUGUUAUUCUGUUAUAGUUCCUCUGACACAAAGGAGAAGUGGCUCUCAACUUUAUGCUGGUGAGUUAUCCUUUAAUAAACUCUUUGUUAACCCUUUGUUCUGAAAAACAACAUAUAUAUAUAUAUAUAUAGGGGCAAAUCUAAAAGACAUUGCCGGCAUAAGAUAUGUUCAGCGUUCAGCUCAACCUUUGUGCCCGCCGUACAAUUUGUCAGAUUUAUUUUAAUUUUGGGAAAUUUUAAAAUUGAAAGAAAGUUAUUGGUUGAUUUGUUAGAAAAGAAAAAGGAAACAUUUCAAUGUUUUACUUAGAAAAUCGCUACAGGAUUAUUCUGCAAUCUGGGAAUUGUGGGGAAUCGUCCAAGGAAAAGCACUUUUUAUUUUUUAGCCAAAUAGCCUGUUUAAAAAAUCUUGGACAGUUGGAUAAUUUUCCAGUCUGAUUCUUUUGGCUUAUUUACUAUUAACUGGCAAAUACCUGAUAAUGCCUGAUUUUAUUAAGAUUAUUCUUAAAGGAACACUGUAGAGUUAAGAGUACAAACAUAUAUUCCUAUGCACACUAUAGUUUGUAAUUUACUCUACUAAUGCCCCAUGCCAUGUGAGAAGCCUCAAGAUCAAUUAUCUCAACCAAUCAACCAAGAUCAAUGAUCUCAAUGUAAUACCCAAUAGAGUGAACUCUAUUAGCCAACAGCCGCUAGACUAGAGGCAUUUAAACUUCAAUAAAAACAUUGCUGUUCCUGAACUAGAGUGACAUGGCACCCAAUCCACUUAAUUGAGAUGAAGUGGCCUGGGUGCCUAUAGAGUUCAUUUAAGUAUUCUAAAAAUGCAUUUUUUAUUUCAUUCUUUCUUUAAAUUACUUUUAUUCUAUUUUCGUCUUUAAUACACAGGCAUAUAAAUGAGAUAAAGAAGAAUGAGUAUCCUAAAGAACUCCCCAUUAGCGUAUUAUACCUGGAUGCAGAGGAACUAACUUCUGUAAGUAGAGUCAACCUGAGCUACUAUAGAUUUGUCAUUGUUUUUAUUGAAAUUGUCCUUUUUUUCUGGAAUUUACAUAAUUUUAUAAAACAUUGAAAAUCAAAUACAACUUGUGUUAACCAUGAGAUGCUCUGUUUUAUUUCAAAUUUAUGUUAAAGAUUUAGCUAAUGACAACGUAAUCAAGUUAAGACAAGGCAAACAUUGCAAAUGAAAAUGAUAAAAUAGAAAUAAUAUUUAAUCUCUCCUCUUUUCUGAAUGCUUUCUUUAAGCUGACUGCCAGGUGUAAAUGACAGUGAUUAUAACAAUGAUUGACAGGGAGCUCAGAUUGAGGUGCCCAGUUACUGGACAAAGACGUGUAGAUUUAUACAUUUAAUUUUAUUUUUCAUGCUGCACAAAUACAUAUUUGUUAAGUAUAAAUAUAAAUAAUCAUAAUGUUAAAAAUUAUCAGAAGUGACAGUUUCCCUUUAACUUAAAAUCACUCUGUGUUUUGCUUUGCCACUUGGAUGAAAAAAAAAAAAACUUUCAACCUUCUUUCAAUAUCUUGGGAACGAUGAGAUUCCCAAUAAAAAUCUAUGUAGAAUUACUGCCAGACGAGGCCCUUGUGACCUAUGUGAUUUAUGGACCAUCUCUAUUUUUGGGUAUGUAAUAGAAAUGUAGGCAGUGAACUUUGAAAUAUCAUCAUCUUUCUCUAAAACAUGUGUCCAAGAUCAGAUUUAGAUUUAAAACAUUAUGUUCAAGGAUUCUGAUGAAUAUUAAGUAAAGUUCUCAGAAUAUUUUGUUUAGGAGUGCAAAACUGCAAGCUUCUAAUUUAAUGAUGUGUAUAGCUCAUUAGGAUCCCCGAGGAGCCUUUUUCACUAAACUGCAAAUUAUGGUGAAUUGACAACCCACAUUUGAAGUACAGGGGAAUUGGAGAAUUUUUCCAGUUCAGUAGUUUGGACUUUAUUUUGCAGAUUUCCUUGUAGAUAUGUAGAGAAGUGAUGAAUUAUCUUUAUAUACUAUCCAUUAUGGAUUCUAUUUGUCUCAUUAAUUAGCCAUUGAGCUGCCCGAGUAUUGUGAUAAAUGUAAUCCGUUACAGCUGCCAUACCAAAGGUUAACUGUUACAAAUGUAGGUGGGAUGCAAUCAAAUAAACUAAGAGUGGUGGGAAGUAAGCAGAACUUUGGAAUUUUGCAAAACAAUAGAUAACACAGGCAGGGUUUGUUCCUGCUGUAAGCCCUGGGGACCACAUCUUUAAUGAAUAUACAAAAACUAUGUCCUGCUAAUCUUGCUGAGUACAAAGUAAACAAGAUCAGUGUGAUCACUUCCCUAAUACGGUUACAUCAGCUCACAUCUGGCAUGGGAAGUAAGAGAUGCUGAGUCUUCAUUUAUAAUGCAUCUCUAAACACACACAUUUGGGGUUAGGCAUCUGUAAAUAUUUUUAAUUCUAGCUUCAGUUAUGUAAAGCAUAUUAAAAUAUCUCUGUGCUAGAAUAUUUCUAAAUUGUAGAGAAUUUUCAUAACUCACUCCCUCUUUCCAGAGCGCCACCAUAAAUGUAACCAAUAUGGACGAUGCAGACAAAGUAAUUAGAAUGGCUUCUGAGCAACUCGGAAUUCCAGUAAGUACACAUUGGUUACUUUGCUUUUUCUACGUAAUUCAGUUUUAAUGAUGUAUGGUUAUGUAGGUUACACAUAUCAGAAUGAUCAAGAAUAACUAAAACCGAAACAUCUUGAUAUCUGUAGCACUGCUAUUACCUACCCGGGAACUUAAGGUCCUCUGAGGAUUCCCCCUAUAUCUCAUACUGGUAGAAGAGAAAUGUCCCUUGCAAAAUAGACAACCCGUUCCCUUAAAGGGUGAUGGAAUCAGCUGGGAAGAGAGCACUAGAAGUAAUGUUUUUUUUUACAUUAACGUUCUCUUCACUAUUAUAUAAUAUAGUAAGUGAUAUUUCUUAGGAAUUUUCCAGGAACAAAAAAAACCUUUAUUGACUAGUUAGAUCUAAUCACACGAUGUAAAGUAUCCUAAAUGAAUUUGUAGACAAUGAAGAGGAAGCAAGAUGAUUGGUUCGUUAUAGAAAUAAAACCCUGCUUUAGUGUGAUUACAAAUGGCCAAAAACGGCACUAGUUUAUACAUAAUGCCAUAAUUGCAUGAUUUAUGUUUUUCUGUCCCUAGGGCAAGCCAGGUGACUACCAUUUGUGGGUGAUAUCUGGAAAGGAUGAACCCUCUUAUCCAUUGUAUGGUGAGAGAUGAUCUAAAACAGAAUUAUCUAAAUCUGUGCUCUGUGCAAUGAAGGUCUAGCGCUUGCUAAAUGGCUCCAGCAAUUGGACAGCUAUGAUGUGUUUUGUGUUGUACUAUGCAGGAUGUAAUGUAGCUUGGAGGAUAUAUGCUAUUAAGCGCUACACUGCAAAAAAAUAGAAUACAAAUUAAAUUUAAAAAAGGUUUUACUUACCUUUAUUUCCAGCCCAGAGACUCACUUGAUGUCGCCUGUUCUUCCUCCCGUGACCUAAACCUACAAGUGUUGCUUCCUGGGUUCUUGUCCAAUCCAAUUCUUCUCACAGAGAAGCAUUGGGAAUGAAAUGCAAUGUGAUAUAUGACGAUAUUCUGUGAGGAUGUUGAAUGUCACAUAACCAAGUCAAACUCAGUUAUGGACACAGCAGAGGCUCUAUUGCCUGUCAGGAAGACAGGCACUAGGGGUAUGUUUUGCUCUACAAUCAUACCAUUGCCAUAUCUACUAAAAGGCAAUGUUUUAGAUUUCAGGAAAAAUCGCCAGGGGCACUGAAAACAGACCACUUUGUUGUGAUAAAGUGGUCAUGGUUCUUUUGGUGUCCCUUUACUAUAAUAGCUAUGACCUGUGAUGCUAGAAAAAGUCAAAUAAUAAUCUUAUGCCUUAGUAUUACCCUACAAUAUUACCCUAAGAAUACAGACGGAGUAAAAAGUCUGACUUUUUUAGGAAAAAAGCAAAAUUAUAUUGAAAAUGCAGUUGUUUUAGUUGUGUUUUAUUAUGUUUACCAAUCUAUUCCCACAUUACAUGACUGUCAUCAGUGUGUAAAUAAUUUUAAUGAAACACUGUCUUUUAUUGUACUUCUCUUUUGUCAGGCCACGAGCACCCUUUCAGCAUUGCCUUGCAUUGUUUUCGGGAAUCCCAUGAGAUGCCAAAGGGGAGCAACAACAACCUCUUCUUAGAUCAAGGCUCUGAGACUGUUAUCGUAGAGCAGCUUCCCAGGGAGAGACAUUGCCAGUUCGUCCUGAGACUAAGGCCGCAAGUCCAUGAGAAUGCAGGGAGAGGUAAUGUAAUACAUCUGCCAUUUGUAUAUUUUUAUUUAGGAGAAAACAUAAAUCAGACUUUGAAUGCUGGGUACUUAUGUGAGGAUGGUGCCACACACAUAAAUGUUUAAAGUUGAAAAGAAUCUCAGUAAAUGCCCUUAAUAAUCAUAUCUCAAAAGACAAAGCCAUUCCACAGUCUCACUUGCUAUUUGCCUUAACCCCUUAAGGACCAAACUUCUGGAAUAAAAGGGAAUCAUGACAUGUCACACAUGUCAUGUGUCCUUAAGGGGUUAAAGGGACACUCCAGGCACCCAGACCACUUCUGCCCAUUGGAGUGGUCUGGGUGCCAACUCCCACUACCCUUAACCCUGCAACUGUAAUUAUUGCAGUUUUUAUAAACUGCAAUAAUUACCUUGCAGGGUUAAGUCCUCCUCUAGUGGCUGUCUAGUAGAGGGCACUUCCAGGUUUAUAGCACAGAUUUUCUGUGCUAUAGCGUCGCUGGACGUCCUCAUGCUAAAAUCACCACAGGAAAGCAUUGAAAACACUUUCAAUGCUUUCCUAUGGGGAGGUCUAAUGCGCAUGCACGGCAUUGCCGCGCAUGCUCAUAAGGUCUCACCCGGCGGCGGGCGUGAUCAGUCUCCCCGGCCGGCUGACGUGGUGACGGGGAGGAGCGUGGGCGGACCAAGAAGCAUCACCAAGGGACAUCGUCGAUGCCUCUAGUAAGUCACUGAAGGGGUUUUGACCCCUUUAGCAACCGGGGGGGGAGGGAGGGGAGAGGGAAAACAGAUUGUUUUCCUGGCACUGGAGAGUCCCUUUAAUUUGCCUUAAUCUGCACAUGGAACAAUAAAGUUAAACAAAGCAGAUUCCCUUCUUCUAAAUCUAGAACUUCCAAUUCCAAAUCCAUUGCACUUUCCACAACGUAUUUAUCGUAAUUUUCUAAACUGAGAUGGUGGAGAAAUGAUAAGGAAAUUGCCCAAAUAAUUAAAAUAGAAACACUCUCUGGUGUUUGCAGUUCCAUUUAUCAUUUCCUGGUGUCUAUAUCCUGUCCCUGUAAUCAUUUCAAUGUAAAAGCUGUCUUUUCAGAGGAAAUGCAGUGUUUACAUUGCUUCCUAGUAGCACUUCAAGUGUCUGUAACUCAGACGGCCACUUGAGAUGCUUUCUAGUCCAGUGCUGCACAGUACGUAUGUUCAGCGUGUCCAUGUUCUGCAUGGAGACAUAGAACGUUUCCAAUAGAGGUGCAUUGAUUCAAUGUAUCUCUAGGAGAAGAUGCUGAUUGGUGCAGUGCGGCCAUAGACUCCCAAUGCUUUCCUAUGAUAAUCUAUUCUAGACGAUGAAGGUGGAGUUAGCCGCGGCGAGACUGGCGAAGAAUGGGAGAAAAGGUGAGUAAAAGCACUAAGUACUGAGAUUGAUAGAGAGGCCGGUCACCUAAACAGCUACUUAAGGACUAUAGUGUCAGGAAUGCAUGUUUGUAUUCCUGACAUUAUAGAGUUGAUUUAAGCUAUUUGCUGUUUUGCUGGAAUUUUCUGUUUGCACUCUGACAUUUUAGUUUUUUUUUUCUCACAGUUAGUUGCAAGCGUUUUUGUUACAAAUGAAAAAAAACAUUCAGCUUUUAGCAAAAGAACAGUUCUGGGUAUUUCAGAGUCAGAUUCUUCAGUGUUUCAGCUUAAAAAACAGCUCUAAACAGGCCAAAACAGCAACCCUUCUGUUAAAUCAGUUCUCUCUGUUAUGUCUCUGGGCAUUGACAUCUUGCAUCUCCCAGAGGCACAGAUCCAGAGAGCACGCCUGGGUAACAGCAAUUCCAAAUACUGAUACAUGUAGAAAAUGUGUGUUUGAAAGUCAAUGAAUUUUACUUUAUAUAUGUAUUACUAAGCAGGAAUUGCUGAGGUGGUGAAUAGCUGGUGCAAUGAGUGUAUUACAGUGGAUACUUCUUAUCACUUUACGUAAAAAUUCAUUUAAUUCCUCUUCCUGACCACUUAUACUGCUCUGUGAUUUGAUUCAUGUAGAUCGAGACCAGUGGUAUGGACAUAGUGAAGACAUAGACACUGAAUUUUAUGCAAACGUUGGAGCAUCCCUGACCGAAUAACAUAGUUUGUGAGCAACUGAAAACUCAACAUAUAUCUUUAUAUUUCAAUACAUAGAUGUUAUUUAUUUGCUGAUUUUAAUUGAUAUAAAAAAUAAAACAGUAAAUAUGGCAUGUACAAACAUUUUGGAACCCUUUUAGUUAUUCACUAGUUACUUUUUUUAGUAAGGUCUCAGAACCUUCAUUGUCUACACCAGGGGUUCCCAAUUAGUAAACCGAUAGUAGUAUUUAGGAGCAGGUGUGCUUUUGUGUGUACAGUUGGUGUUUGUAUAUAAUGUUAGCGUUUUGAUGUCUGUGUUUGUAUGUAAUGUUUGCAUUUGCGUGUAGGGGUGUGUUUGUAUGUAAUAUUUGCAUUUGCGUGCAGGGGUGUGCUUGGAUGUAAUGUUAGCUUUUAAAUGCGUGUGUGCAUUUGUGUGUAGUAUUAGUGUUUGAGUGUUUGUAUAUAAAUUUGAAAUUUGAAUCCAGGGUUUUUUGUAUGUAAUGUUUGUGUUUUCAGGAGUGUUUUGCAUGUUGUGUUGGUGUUUGAUUGCUGGGAUGUAUGCACAUAUAUGUGUUUGAUUGCAUGGAUGAUGUUUAAUUGCUGGGAUGUAUGCACAUAUGAUUGCUGUACGUAUGCCAUGUACAUACAUACACAAGCAAAUUAACACACAGACACACAUAUAAGAACAUUGACACAUAAACACAGUGGUGUAUCAGGACAAAACUCAGACCCCGCACCACCCCCACCCAACCCUUCCCCCCGCCCUACCUUCUAAAUACACACACACACACUCAUUCACUGACAGAUACGCAUACACUAGCUAACAGAAACAUACACUCACUAACAGACACACACACACUAAUAGACACACACUAACAGACACACACACUAACAGACACACACAUACACUCACUAACACAUACACACUAACAGACACACACACAGUCAGACACACACACUAACAGACACACACACACUAACAGACACACUCACUAACAGACACACACACACUCACUAACACACACACUAACAGACACACACAGUCAGACACACACACACUAACUAACAUUAAAACACUCACUUUUUUUUAAUUUAACCCCCCCAGCCUCCUUACCUUUGGGAAUGCUGGGUGGGGGGCGGGUUCUCCCAUUCCCUGGGAGUCGAGUGGCUGCUUGGCUGCUGGGAUGCUGGUCGGGUGGGUGUCGCUGGUGAGGGAGCACUUUCCCCUGAGCUCUCUGCUCAGCUCCCUCACGCUCCGCCCGCAGAGUGAGGCUGGGAGCCGGAAUAUGAUGUCAUAUUCCGGCUCCCAGCCUCACUCUGUGGACGGCGAGCAAGGGAGCUGAGCAGAGAGCUCACUAAUCAGUGCUCCCUCGCCAGCGCCACCCACCUGCCUGGACUGUUAGCCGCAAGGCUAACAAGGCAUUUGCCCUGGGCAUUUGGGGGCGGCUUUUUUUGCUGCCCCCUGGUAAAUGCCGCCAAAGGCAAAUGCCUUGUUUGCCUCGCGGCUAAAACGUCCCUGCACACACACAUUCAUAUACACACUGACAUAUACACACAGACACAAAGAUACACACCUUGAAACAGAGAUACACACUGGAACAUACACACACACACCAAUACACACAUACUGACAUGCACACACACACACACACACACACACUCAGAUACACACAGUGACACAUACACAAACCUUGACACACAGAUACACACACUGACACACACUCAGACACACAUACUCUUUGACAGACACACAUACACACACACUGACAAGCACACAUGCCCUCUCACUGACAAGCACACAUGCACUCUCACUGAAAAGCACACAUACACACUCACUGACAAACACACAUACACACACAAUCACUGACAAACACUGACAUGCACACACACACACACACGCACACACACUCAGAUACACACAGUGACACAUACACAAACCUUGACACACAGAUACACACACUGACUAGCACACAGGCACUCUCACUGACAAGCACACACACACACUCACUGACAAACACACAUACACUCUCAGUGACAAACACACUUACUGACAACACACAAUUUAUUUAUAUUUUUAAAUUUCACUCCACCCAACCUCCCUACCUUUGGGAGUGCUGGCAUGCAGUUUCUAUUUCCCCAGGGACCAGUGGGGCUGCUGGCGUGUGGUCCCUGGGGUCCAGUGGGGCUGCUGGGCUGAACAGCUGGCGUGCAGGUGUACAGUGCGGGCAGCGAGGGAACAGUGAUCUUCCUGCUCAGCUCCCUCACGUGCCUCUUAGUGAUGCCAAGGCUGAAGUGACGUCAUAUUUCAGCUCCGGCAUCACUCCGGCAUCACUGCGGUAGGCUCGAGGAAGCUGAACAGGGGAGAGUGCUCCCUCACCGCCCACGUCAAUUAUCAGCUGCACCCGACCGGGUCAAAUCGCAGCGGCCAUUUUGUUUGCCGAAAUUACGGCGGAUCCCCAAUUUUGAAAUGCUGGUCUACACUAACUCUAUAGUCCUUUCUAAAGGGGACAUUUCCACAGAUGCACAAACAUGAUUUGCAUGGAAAGGUCAGCAAAAGGAAACAUUUACUCCCAAUCACAAUAUUCAACCCAUGUAUAAUCUAGAGGUAUUUUGGAACCAAAUGCUGGCAUUUGUUGAAUUAAGUGUUUUAGCUACAAUCACAGAAGAGGAGUGUUAACUUCUUUUCAUUUAGAAAUAAACUAAACAUUUUAUUUUGUCAUGGAUGUCCAAACAUUUGCACAUAGAGCUGUAGGGCUAUUGACUUUUGAGUAGUUCUGGCAUGUUAUAAAACCAUUUUAUAAAAUGUACAUCCUUACUAAAUCUUGGUAACGCAGAGCUGUUAAUGUAUUAUCCCAGUGUUGACCAUAUUGCAUAACCCCAUAUCUUCGUAUCUAUGAGAAAUUCACAGCAAACAUGGAUGAUAAAACGUUGUAUUCUUGUCCUACAGAAUCAGUGCAAAAACAUUCCAGAAGAAAAAAGUCCCUGAUUGACUGGGCUCUUCGACGUACUGGGAGCACCACUCUGAGCAGCCGUGUCCCUCAAUCACCAAACACUCCUCGAAAACUCUUUGGCUUGUCCCUGUCAACUAUUUGCCUCAAUGGCAAUCUUCCCAAACCCAUAAUGGUAAGAAAUAAUACAUUUUAUUAUCUUACACCUUGAGCAGUCUGCUUUAAAUUUCCAUCCUGGGGGAACAAAAUAUAUAUUAUUUAUAAAAAGGAAAUAAUUGCAUUUCAUUUAAUCAAUAUUACCAUUCCUAUGAUGAUUCAUUAUGAAUACUUUUCAUUAUAUACCUUGACAUCCAUGUUGCUAAUUUAAGUCUAUAUAUAAACAUAUUUUAAUUUGCUCUCUGGGUUUUUCUUAGUGAGUAGAUGAGCAGAAUUUCAGAAUUCCCCAUCUCCAGACUCCACUAAUCUCUCUGCUUCAGCUUACCCAUAAAUAGUAGCUCAAGACUUAAGGUGUUAAAUCACUACUCACUCUAAAAUUAAACUCUGCCCACAAAAGCCUUAAUUUAAUUAGAGUUGAUAAUCUUUAUCAGUAGGUUAUCGGUUCUUGAUAAGACAUUUAAUGGUUCUGACAUAUUAAAUACAUGCUGUUAAAUCGACACUUUUAUAAACGGAGAUAUGGGUGAGAUGCAGUUAACCCCUUUAGCACUUUAACAAGCAGAAGUGCUUUAGUGGUCUGUUGAGUCCCUUUAAUUUCAGAGGUCAGAGGCUUGAUGUAAAUAAGGUAUAAACUCCAACUGAACAGGCUAUAAACCAGGCAUGUGCCUUGUAAAUCAAAAACAAAAAAUAAAUCCAUAAGAGAGAACUGAUCUGGCAGUUUCUUAGCAUGGAAAAAAAGUUCUGAGUGUAUUUUAAAACAUUUGUUCACUGAUCGUGUCAGCUAAUUGCUUGGCAGCUAGCACUCAGAUGUAAUGCUGCCAUUGAACGUACACUUUGUAUGAGAGAGAACUAAUUGUUUAUCAUUUGUUUAGGAUAUGCUUAUGCUGUUGUACGAGGAAGGUCCAAACACCAAGGGGAUUUUCCGACGUUCAGCCAACGCUAAAACUUGCAAAGAACUGAAGGAGAAGCUGAUCUCUGGGAAUGAUGUUCAGAUAGACAGAGAGUCGGUGUUCGUUGCAGCAGCUGUGAUAACGGUACAUACUUACCAUUUUAGUUCCCAAUGGCCUAUUGUAGGGUUUUUUCUCUUAUUCUUACUCUGUGUCCCAAUUUACUCUGUAAUCUUACUCUGUGUGAAUCAUUUUAAUGAUAUCAAUGACCCCAAAGAGUUUUUUGACAUGUAUCAAGUUAGAGGAAAGUGGAUUAAUUUCAUAGUAACAUAGCAGUCUAGGCUUAAAAAAAGACUGAAGUUAAUCAAUGUCAACCUUAAAACCCACGGUUAUGUGCUGUUAAUCCAAAAGAAUCCAAAAGAAGGCAAAAAAAAAAAAAAAAUUUUUAGCCAUUUCCAAUUAUGCCACAAAAAGGGAAAAAAAUCCUUCUUGACUCCAUAAUGGCAAUCAGAUUUCAUCUUGGAUUAACAACCUGUUCACAUACAUAUAAAUUAUAUAAUUGGGGGUCAGUGGUUUCCUCUUGCUGAUACCCUUUGGGAUUGCUCAAGUUUAAGAACAUAAUUCUGGUUUUAUUAUUCUGACUACUGAACCCCGGAACACUGAAAAUGUCAACAUUUCAAAUUUGAACAUCAGAUGAGUACCUUAAUAAGUACCUUAAUAUAUAUAGAACAUCAGAUGAGUACCUUAAUAAGUACCUUAAUAUAUAUAGAACAUCAGAUGAGUACCUUAAUAAGUACCUUAAUAUAUAUAGAACAUCAGAUGAGUACCUUAAGAAGUACCUUAAUAUAUACAGAACAUCAGAUGAGUAAGCAAAGAAGUACCUACACUACAGAUACAAGCUUUCCGUUUAUUUAAGGUAACAGCAUGCAACUUAACAACGUUUUGGCUAAGCACUUGACAAAGGACUUUUGACUGAAACAUUGUCAAUUUGUGUCCUGUUCCCUUAAAUAAAUGGAGAUAUCAUAUCAGGAAUGCUGGACCAUUAUAUAUUUUAUAUACAAUUUGGGCUGAGCAGGCUGACAUGGCAAAACUUAACAUUUAUAGAAGAUACUAGUGUAUUUAUUAGUACAUGUUGCUAUUUAUUUAACAUCAUCAUUUAUAACCACACUGUGUCUUGCUCUUUUGUGGAACUGGAAAAAAACCCUUAGGUGCCUCUGGAAAUUAUACAAAGAAUGUCAUGGACUCAACAGCAAAUGAAUAAGAAUUCUUUUAAGUGCCUUGUAAACAUCUGCCAGGGAGUUACAUGCAUGAAAAUAUGAGAUGUUUAAUAUACUUUUGUGUGGCAAUCAAAAUGUGGGAAAGAAUCCACUCAAAGUAACUUGACAGAAAUAUUAAACAACCAAAAGAACUUCUGUAAUGUUCAUUAGAAGUAAAACAUACCAUAUCCAGUAUAAAACAUACAUUAAUUAACAAAGAGCCAGCAACAGCCGGCGGCCCCAGGCCCUCUUCUGAUUCCAGGGAUUUUAUUUAUGGCCCUUACCAGAUUCUUUAUUACAUAAUGAAUUCAAUAGUGUCUGGUGCAAUAGAUACUCUGUAUGUUAAACUGUAUGGUAAAAGAAAAAACUGUCCCAGUGUAAAUUAGUUUUAUAAUAGCUAGAAGUAGAGAGUGGUAACUAUUAGUUAGUGGUACAAGAUACGGUAGUGUAAACUCGAAACAUUUAUUGGUUAGCUAUGUAGAUUUAGAUACCUGAGAGGUCUCCAAUAAGCUUGCACUCUUAAUCUACAUACUAGAUAAUGCUAGAUAAUGCUAUUCUGUAUUAUACUAUACUAUAUUCUACUGUGCUAUAUUGUACUAUAAUAUGUUUUACUAUACUAUACUUUGCCAUACUAUACAAUGUUAUGUUAUAGUAUACUAUACACUGAUCAGCCACAGCAUUAAACCCACUGCCAGCUGAAGACAAUAACGUAUUAUAGCGUUACAGUGGCACCUGUCAAGGGGUGGGAUAUAUUAGGCAGCAAGUGAACAGUCAGUUCUUGAAUUUCAUAUGUUGGAAGCAGGAACAAUGGACAAGUGAAAGAGGCUUAGACAAGGGCCUAGAUGACUGAGUCAGGGCAUUUAAAAAAUGGCAUGUCUUGUGAUGUGUUCCCAGGAUUGCAGUGGGGCAAGAAAGGACCAGGGUUAAGAUCAUGGGUGCCUAAGGCUUAAUGAUGCACAGGAGGAGCAAAGGAUUGCCUAUAUGUGCAACCAUACAGAAGAACUGCAGUAGCUCAAAUUGCUGAAAAUGUUUCAUGUGGCUUUAAAAGUGGAGUGCUUAGCAGUACAAUUGUAAAAAACAUUUAAAAAUAUUACUUGCUCUAUAGAUAAACUACUGUGUUGAAAAACAAUGAAUCCAUAUUUGGUUAAAAAUACAAAAUCAUGGGGGGCGGAGCUUGCCAGCGAGCCUGAUCGGACGCCAUCUCUAUCAGCUCCCGAUAGCCCAGAGCUAAUCUUAUCAAUCCUGAUCAAUACCGGCAUCAUCCUAGAGCAACACACCCCGCAAGUGAUAUUUCACAAGCACUGGAGUGCAUACAUGCCUUUCUUUCACGCCCAGAAGCCGGCAAAACAGAAACGCAGGUCUGGGGCCUACAGAGCAACGGCCUUCUUCGGCUGGCACUCACUACUCGGCGGAGCACCGCUCGAAAGUGCAACAACUGCCCCAACCCAGAAGAGACCUGAAACCACAAACGGUACACCCACCAUGAGGCGCAGAAACAAGAAAGCCUCACCCGGUACAGGGUCCGACUCCAAAGACAUCAGCACCAUGCUACAAAAGCAGCCGCAGCCCGAGAUGAUGGCCGAGGAAGGUGUCGUCAUGCCGGCCCCUCCAGAGUCACCAAACCCAAGGCUCUGUAGCAACCACAAACCUUGACUCCUUGGUGGGAACACUUUCCACCAAGCAAGACCUCCAAACACUGCUCCUGGACAUACAAAAACUGUGGGCUGUGGACAUAGCAGUGAUCAAGAAGGUUGCACAGCAGGUGACAGUCCGCUUGAGGGCCGCGGAGGAGGAAGUGUCAGAUAUUAGAGCAGAGGUUUCUGUCAUGAAGGAAACACUCCUCAAGGUACAAUCUACCCAGCUUAUAUUUACCUCACAGCUGUCUGCCCUCGAAGAUCAUCAGAGACGCAACAAUAUAAAAAUCCGCGGCAUCUCAGCGGUGGUCACGGCGGACGAAUUGCCCCACUUUCUGCGGCGGCUGGUGGCAACAGUGCUACCCCCACAGGCAGCUAAAAGUUUUACUAUGGAUGGGCUAUACCGACUCCCUGACGCAACAGCGCGAGCCACAGCUACCCCACGGGACGUUAUUUUACGUUGCAAAUUCUCGCAAGACAAGGGGCUCCUCAUGGCUGCAAUGCGGGGCAAGACGCCAUUCACCUUUGAGGGCGCACAGCUAUCAGUAUAUCAAGACCUAACGAGAGCAACUCUGCAAUGGCGCAGAUCCCUCCAGAAAAGCACACUUAAGCUGCACACAGCAGGAGUGAGGUACAGAUUGGGAACAACUCGAUCCCUUCUAGUGACCCAAGAUGCAACCGAGCACAAAAUCAACUCUGCAUUGGAAGCAUCAAGACUCCUCACCACAUUGGGACUUUUGGUACCUCACCCCAGCGAAACUCCCCAGGCGUCACAACACAACUGGGAUCCGGCAAACAUAGCGCCCUUUGUGCCGGCAGCAGGAGGCAUGGACUCCCUCAACAACUGACUAAAGCUGCUGAUACUGACAUGUAUAAUUGUGCAUAGUUACAGUUUGUGUUCUGCUCUAGCAGUCUUCUCCUGUUACACACCUCCCACACACCUCUGGAAAAUCGCCCUAUGCAACCCAACACAUAAGGGCAGUGGAGCAGACGAGACCCUCCUAGCACACACCGGACCAUAACGGCCCAGAGACCACAUCCUACUUUAACGCUGGCAAGCCACUUUACUUACAUACCAUCCCUCCCCCCGUGGCCCCCUCGGUUAGGGUCACAUCUCAUCCCAUCUCAUAUUAUUUACAGAGGUAACGCCAGGCACAACUGUCAGGACCAGCACCCCCAUGCUACCUCACGGCACAAGCCUUGCUAAAUCACCUGACCCCACACUCCGCUAGUCUAACAUUCUCCCACCUGAAUUCUUCCACAUUGAACAAUUAUGCAUACACCCUAAACAUGCAUAACAUACAUCCCAAACCUGAUCUAGAUUACCAGUAAUACAAAUCUCAUUCUAAGCUCCAGGUUUUUGUUGCAUGUAAGCUAACUUGUUUUAUUAAAAAAAAAUACAGUGCUGUUAAAAUGACAUGUGGAACCGAUCUAUAAUGAACAGACUGUUAUCUUGUAAACGCAUUCUCAUGUCAAUGGGAAAUAACUGAUCUUGUACCUACCUAGCACUACAAAAAUAAAGAAUUUAAAAAAAAUACAAAAUCAUCAAUCUUGACCUUUUUAUCGUAAUUUGUAGAAGUGGAAUUAGAGAGAAAGAGAAAAAAAGGUCUACACGGUGAAACAUAUUUCAGAGAAAAGCCAAGACCCUGUUAUUUAUUUCUAUUCUUGCAUUUUUAUUUAUUGUUUAGUUAUAUAUACUAUACUAUAGUAUUGUAUAAUUUUCUAUACUAUGCUAUACUAUAUAAUGAUAUGUUUAUGCUAUUCUAUACUGUACUAUACUAUAUCAUGCUAUGCCAUUCUCUGCUAUACUUUGCCAUGCUAUAUUGUUUUUGUCAACUAUGCUUUAGAAGUACUUAUACUAUUAUAUCAAACGAGCAGAGCAAGGAAAGUGAUAUGGUAUAGUGUUAUACCAGUGUUACAGUGGUAUAGUAUAUAGUGUUUACCAGUUCUAAGAAUUAAUAAUCAAUCUAACAAGAGAAUUAAUUGUGCUUCUUAUUAUUGUAGGUACCAUCGAUAGUUCUAAACCAGAUUAUAAGUGUAACCGAUGUGUAUCUCCUGGCUUUAUAAUGUAUAGUAAUUGGUUAAGCCAUGCAGGUCUAAUUUUUCAGAACAAUUUACAUACUUUAUUAUAUUUAUGGAAAUGUCUGUUUGUUGGAUCAGUGAGUGUGAAAUGAAAAGUGUCCAUCUGUUUCCCGACCAUCUGACAAUCAUACUAUAUGUGUGUAUUUGAUUUAGGAUUUUCUGCGCAAUAUACCUGACAGUAUUCUAUCCUCAGACAUGCACGGACUGUGGAUGGAGGUUACAGAAAUGGAAAAUCAUGAAUAUAAGAUUGAAACUAUUAAAAGGUCAGUAUAUCACUUUAAGAUUACAAAAAAUCUGGAGACACACAUAUUUUGCUUUCUUGUUAAUAUUCUUGUUUACAUUAUCAUAAUUCUAAACAAAAUGUCUAAAUAUACUGUAUAUGCAGAAAAGAUCUAUCUAUCUAUCUAUCUAUCCAUCCAUCCAUCCAUCCGCUGAGGUGUUUUGUCAUCACUAAUGACAAGCACUCCCCAUUUCAAAGUGAGCAUGUUGGUUCAAUGCUCUUCCAGGGCAGCCCAUGCGCAGAGCCACUGUGGAGAGCCCUGCUGAUGUGCUUUCGCAUGAGAAAAAGGCCCUGUGGUUGUUCUGUGCAGCAUAAGGACAUUUAUUAACAUGCUUGUGCUGUGUUAGCUUAUGACUUGUCUCUGCUGUCUCCAUAAGUGGGAUACCAGUGGGCAUAAUUGCCAGUAAAACGUAUUGUGCAUGUGUUUGGAGGAAGCUUGUGGGAUUGCGUGUGUGUGGUGUUUUGUGUAAAUAGGCCAGUUUCAGUUAUCUUGCAUUUGUGGUAUAAUAUGUGAGGCUAGGGCUGGAGAGAGUAAGAGAGAAUGUGUGUGUAUAGAGGGCAUAGUGUAUAUAGGGGAUGUAGCGAGUGUGUGCAUAGGGGCUGUAGUAUAUGUGUGUAUAGGUUAUGUAGUAUGAGUAGGGGUUGUAAAGUGUGUAUGUUUAGAGACUGUAUUAUGCAAUUGCUUACAGGGGAUUUAGUUUGUGCACAGGGGAUUGCACAGGGGAUCCCGAGUGCAUAUGUCAUUUGUGCAUAUGUGUGUGUAGGUGGUGCAGUGUGUGCCUAUAAGGGGAUCUAUUGUAUGCGUGGAGGACCCACAGUGUGCAUAAGAGAUUUAGUGUGUGUGUGUAGAGGAUUCGGAGUGUGUAUAGGCAUGCUAGUGUGUGUAGAGGAUCCAUAGUUGUGCAGGGGUUCUAGUGUGUGUGUGUCUGGAAUGUAAUGUGUGUAGUGGUGCAAGGUGUGUGUGAGGGGUUUCAAUUUGUGUUUGAGGGGUGCAGUGUGUGUGAUGGGUGCACUGUGUGUGAGGGGUCCAGUGUGUGUGUGUGUGUGAAGGGUGCACCCGGUGUGUAAGAGGUGCAAUGUGCAUAUGUGAGAAGUGCAGUGUGUGUGGUGCAGUAUGUGUGUGAGGGGUGUAGUCUAUGUGUGUAAGGUGUGUGUGGGGUGCAGUGUGCGUGUGGGCUGCAGUCUGUGUGUAAGGAGUGCAGUGUGUGUGUGUGGUGCAGCGUCUUUGUGUGUAAGUGGUGCAGUUUGUGUAGGAGGGGUGCAGUGUGUAUGUGUGUAUAGUGGGUGCUAUGCGUGUGUGUAAGGUGUGUGUAAGGGGUGCUGUGUGGAGGUGUGCAAUGUGUGUGUAAGUGGUGCAGUCUGUGUCGGUGUGUAAGGUGUGUUAGGGGUGUUUAUCACAAGCUGUUACAUGUUCAAUAGUCUAUGACUAAAUUGUAGGCAACUCUAAGCUCAGUCCUGAUAUUGUAAAUCAUUGCAUAUUAGUUUGACAACCUACCUUGUGGGUAUACAGUGCUGUAAAUCCUGGGGCAGGAUGAGAUUUCAUCCCUGCUGGAUGCUGUAGCUGCUGAAACCAUACUGAGUUCAAUCUUCUUUCCAAAGUUAGUUCCUGUGUGCAGCUGAACUUGAUAGGAACUAUCAGCCAAAUGAGAAUUAGGGCUGUUGAGUUUAUUCAAUAGGACUUUAAACAGUUUGAAACAUAACGAAUUAUCCACUUCAACAUUUCCUAUAAAGCUGAAGAAUUGUGUGUCCCCAUGGGGAGAAAACCACGAUGGACGCAAUGUUUAUUAGUAUUAGGACAAGUGUGCGGCAUAUGUUUUUCCCCUAGUGCAUCAGUGACUACUGGUCAACUUAGCAUACAUGUCUAAUCCCCAAUAAAAUGGGGACAUCAUACAAAAUUGUGAGUUUAGGAUUUACAAGCAGACAACUGAAUUGUUUUACCAACUUAAGAAAUAAUGGUGUAAAUUUUUCCUCUUGCUUGUUAAAAUAUUGCAAAUAUCGCACGUCCAUUUGUGAUGAAUAAAAACUCAAUAAGAAAUUAGGCUACAAAUAUACAAUCACUAUAGGGUCAGGAACACAAACAUGUAUUCCUAAACUUAUUGUGUCAAAUACAACAUCUAGGCCCUUUGACCAUCUCUUGCCCUCUGAAAUAUAGUAAAAUCAGCAUCGGAUUGGCUGAGCCUGUCAAGGAAGCAGAUCAGGGCAGAGCCAGCACAAGCGAAACACAGCCCUGGCCAAUCAGCAUCUAUUCAUAGUUGCAUUGAAUCAAUGCAUCUCUAUGAGGAAAGUUCAAUGUUUCCAUGCAGAGGGUGGAGGCACUAAAUGGCAGUGUUGCACACUGUGCAGCACUGCCUCAGGGAGCACUUCUAGUUGCCAUGUGAGGAUUGUCCACUGGAGGCAUCCCUAGGGUGUCAUGUAAACACUGCAUUUUCUCUGAAAAGACAGUGUUUACUGCAAAAAGCCUGAAGGGACUGAUUAUGCUCACCAGAACAAAUACAAUAAGCUGUAGUUGUUCUGGUGACUAUAUUGUCACUUGAAGACCAACACAAUCUGAUUUAUUUUUAAAUAACUGAUGACAAUGGUGUAAAUAUUAUAUCAAAUCAAAAAUAAACAAAUUUUGUCUGGGUAUUUCGUGUAUAAUUGUCUUUCAUGAUGUACUACUAUUUAAAAAGAAAUAAUAAUGGUGAAAUAAAACAACACUAUCCUUUGCUUCAGGCUGGUGGAGCAGCUUCCAGAUGCCAAUGCUGUGCUACUCCAACAUUUGUUUGCCGUUCUCUAUCACAUUAAUGAGAAUUCUGAAGAAAACCAAAUGACAGCUUUCAAUCUGGCUCUCUGCAUAGCACCCAAUAUAUUAUGGUUGCCUACACCCAGCGACCCUGAAGAAGAGACCAAAUCGACUAAAAAGGUAACCAUAUAAUCAAUUCAAACUUCUGCAUUCUUAUUACUAUUAUUCACACACAAUAAUCUGUUUUAUAAAGAAUGUUUAAAAAAUUUUUAAUUACAAAACCUUCCCCAAUAUUAAUUGCAAAAUGGUGAUCACUGAUAGUCAUUGUUGGGUGCCUCGACAACUGUCAGUAAAAUUAGAUUUGGUUUAAUCAUUUUCCCUCUAAACCCAUAUCCCAUUCUCCUUCGGGUCUUUGUUUAAACAGUUACAAUAAAAGAUAACAAAAUAUAAAUAGAUUACAAGUUCUCUUUGCACUUGCUGUAUGAUGACCUUGUAUAUUUUCCAUCUUGUACUCAAACAUUUUUAAUUGUAGAAAUAUUUCCGCAAUAUGCGGAACAGUGAAUUCCUUUCACAGUACUCAGAACAUUUUGGCUGGUGUCUGCCUUGUGUUGUCCAUUUUUGAAUUACACUGAAACUUUAGAAUGCCUGCACACUGUGUUCUCUUUUAAGGAUUUCCUUCACUUCUAGACUCAUUAAGAGACUGACUAUAUUUAACAUUAACUGAUUUUCUUUAUCAGCUUGAUGAAACUUUUAAAAAUAGCUCCUAAACUAACACCCACGCCUAAAUGUUUAUAUAUUUUUUUUUUGUUUCUAUGUGUACAUUAUUUUUCUCCUAAACUUCAGAUUAUUUUUUUCCCUAAUCUAUAUUUUAUGGGGUUUUGUUUCAGAAAAUGAUUACAUAUAUAUUUAGAUUUUUUUUAUUGUUUAUCUAGGUAGCUAUUUUAGUGCAAUUUAUAAUUGAGAAUUACCAACUCAUAUUUGGGCAAGAUGUAGCAUCAUUAUUUAGAAAACCUGACAAAGAUCCAGCAACAAGCAUUGAAGAUUUAUCAGGUAAGCGAGAUACUUAUGAUGUUCAAAAGAACCUUCUGAUAUUAGACAACAAAAUUCAAAGGAUAAAGGACAGUGGCUGUAGUGAAUCAUUCACAAAUCACAAAUAAGAGGGUCUGCUAUAGCUAAACAUCUAGUGAUUGCAUAGAUUCAAUUCUAUUACUGCAGGGCACAGUUUCAAUUAAAACAUUUUAAAAAAAUAAUCAGGUACAAUUAUAAUUUUUUUUAAAAUUACAAAAUGAACAAAACUAAUCUUUCAGGCUCCUUUUACAUUUGCUAGCAACAUAUAUUAAAUUACAAUAUAUAUAUAUAUAUAUAUAUAUAUAUAUAUAUAUAUAUAUAUAACAAUAAAAUGUCCAUAAAUGUUAUAUUUUAGUACAAUCAUUAAGGUAAAUUUUAGUAUUUAAUACUUUAUUAUCUUGUAAAAACUUGUCAGUAAAUUAAAAAAUAAUUGUGCAUGCUUAGUGUAUGUAUCCAGUGACUCAUAAUGCUUUUUUUUAAUAUGUAUAGGCAUAAUCCAUGGACAGGAUUCAUCAGAUGAACUUGAAUUUACAGCUUCAGACUUGGAUAAGUCAGAUCCGAACCUGUUGAAAGACACAGAUGGGAUGUUUGAUGAGUCAUUGCUAAUGGAUGAAAGGGAAGACUGGGAUCUUUUCAGUGAAAUAGCUGCCUGUUAUCAAAGUAAAACCAGGAUGGACUCCUUGGAGUGUUUCAACAAAGAUCCAUUCAGCUGUUUAAACUCUGCAUGCUGUCUUAACCCAUCCCGGGACAGAUGUUCCUCUGAGCCGAGUGUAUGCCUCAGUUCCAAGAUCUGUGCACCGGAUCAUGAACCUGUCGCUCGUCAGUCUAGCUGCGAUGCCACCAUUAUGCACAACCAUAUUGAAUACAUCAAUCAACUAAAGCAGCUUCAGCUGGAAACUAAGAAACUGUUAAAUACAGAGCUUAACUCAGCCAUGAACAAGCGUACCAUUAGGAGAUCCCCUCAGCCCAGCUGCAGACAGAAGAAGACGACACAAAAUUUAGCACCUUCUAGCAGAUCAAGCUAUUCAAGUCUGUCUUCCACCACCACCUCUCCGUCAGUCUCUUCCUUAAGUUCCCUAGACAGCGCUUUUUCUUACUGUUCAGAGUCAUCUGUAUUCAGCCCUACUGAUGUCACUUCAUUACCAUUCAUGUUUGGAACAUCAGCUCGACUGCAUACAUUGUCCCCAGAGAUCUCUAAAAAGAAAUUGAAAGAGUGGCACCUUCCCUUGUCUACACUUUUUGCUGACACUCCAUGUGGUCUAGAUUUAGGUGAGAGGCAGGAGAUAUCUAGUGAUAAAACCAAUGAAAUAGUGAAUGAUGAACUCACCAGUGAGGCUAUAAUACAAAGAAAUACUCUCGACAACAUUUCUAGAAAAUCCUUAGACUGUGAUGUACACUGUUCUGUACAAUCUGAAACUGGCUCUAUUUCUUUGGAAACAAAACCAGAAACCAAAUAUAUUGAAGUCAAAGCAGAGAAUGGACACUGUGUGCGCAAGGAGACUUCCAUAAAGCAUGUAGAGAUAAGGAGACAAGAGUCUUCCAAUGAUGACAGUCUGAAGAGCACAAGAGUCAUGCUUUUUAUGCCUCCAAAUAUUAUUCCAGCAAAUAACCAAAAUGGUCAAAAUGAAAAUAUGGGUAUAGAAGGCUCAGACACUCAAUCAGUGAAACCCCAAAUACCCCAGACUGUGUUCUAUGGCCAAAAUGCCCCACUUGUUUUGCAUUCAGUUUCCAGGAGGCAGCACUCCGAUUUAGAAAAACCACAUUGGCAAACACAACUAAAACAUGUCAAAAGUCCAUCUCCUACAAAGACAACAUUAACUGACAACACAGAGCAAGCCGAGGACUGCCCUUUGGUUUGUGUGGACAAAGACUUAAAUGGUGUACAGAUUUUAGAGAAAGUUGACACUGAGGAUACUAUUAAAGAUUCAGAAGUAAAAAGAAGUCAUGGCAAGUCCAUUGCCUCCUUUACUCAAACUAUUCGCAUUAUAUUACCAACGUCUGUAAGAAACACUGUGAGGGAGUACUUUAAGCACAGUGACGAACAAUCUAGUAGCUCUUCUCAAGAAGAGACUUUGGAACAAAAAGUAAUAGAUAGCAGAAUGGAGGACUCCCAUCUUUCAGGAGCAGACACCUCUGGAGAAACCAAGAAGAAAACCUGUAUUGUGGUUGAAGAAUCGUUUGUGUAGGAAUGACCAGUGAAGAAAGAACCAUUGAAAAUGUUUUGAAUUGUAAGAGAUAUGAAUAUGUACAAAGUCCAAGAUGUGAAGAGUUGAAUUAUGUGUAAAAAUUGGGUCAAAUAUUAAGUUUGCUUAAACAUAUGUAAAUGUUUGAUACUUUGAAGAACAGAUGGCCACUUUGUACUCUGAUUCAUAUGUACACAUUUCUGUUCUUCCGGCAAUACAUGAUGUCAGGAUAUUUCCCCUGAAAGGCUUCAGAAUAAUAUGCAAUAACAGGAAAAGUAUAUCUUUCAUGUUGUUUCUCAGGAUUGUACUACAUCCAGGUCAUCUGGCUGCCCCAAUCAUUAUGAAGGAACAGCUGUGAAACUUUAUGUAAAUAGCUCUAGAACAAUCAAGAAAACAAGUAGCCGCCACAAAGAGGUGUAAAUAUUCUUGAAAAUGAAAAUUCCAUCUAGACAAAUUAAGCAAUAAAUGUAAAAUAAAUUGGGUUAAUUGAUAGUUGACAAUAUAAUAAUACAAAACACAGAAAUGUUCAAAAUAAUGAUGUGGAUGGCCAUGUGGGUUCAGCUGUAGAAUAGUACUGAGCACAGUUUUAUUCAUUUUUUUAUAUAUCCUCCCCAAAUAUUAAGGAUCCCUUUCAUAGCAGGUGAUAGGGGGAUACUGCCAUAUUGCCUCUAAGGAAGAGGUUAAGGUGGACAUAUCCUGAUAUCCUGUAAUCUUCGGGGCCUGGAAGACUGAAUGUGCUGUAAUUUAUUAUCUCUGUCAUAUGCUUUGAUUUGUAUCUUUUUUUAUUUGUUCAUUAAAAAAAAAAAUUACAAAAAUCACAUUACACAAAAGAACUAGUUCUGCUUUCAGCCGAGUUAUCUUCACUUGCUUCAGCUACCUAGGAAAUAGAUAACUCUGUAUAAAAUACUGUGAGAUAAAAUAUAUAAUAUAAAUUCACUAAAUGGCAAUAACACUUGCAAGCUCACAUAAUCAACAAAAUUUUUUAUUUUUUUUUACAUUGAGAACAUACUUAAUCUUAAAGGAGAAUCAUAAAAAUGUGAGACAGCUUCCUGAGUAGAAUUUUACUUCCAACUAAAGUAUCCGAUUUAAAUGAUUAUCACCUUCAUUCCUGCUUAUUUAGUGUUGGAUUCCAACACAGGGCCACCAUCAGGGCUCGGACUGUUCAGGGAGAGACUGUUCAGCCAUCAGAGCAUUACCACGGCACAUAGGCCGGGGUCAAGAGAGAGAGCGAGAGGAGCUGCUGAAAACUGAAGAUCGAGUGUGUAGGGCCCCCUCUUCACUAAAAAUGCAGCUUGCAGCCUGCACAAUGCCACUGGACCCAUCUCCCUGCCUCUUACCUGUCCCUUCCUCCCUGGCCACAGGUAAGAGGCAUGGAGAUGGGAAUAAAAUGUAAAUUAUUUUAAAAACAUGAAUAAGGAAAAAAUGCUUUUUGCCCACAGAAUGCAGCCCCUAUCCUAUCUGACAUAUUCACAAACACACACACACACACACACACACACUGAAUCCAAUACACACACACUGCAUCCACUACACAAACACACACACUGCAUCCACUACACACACUACAUCCACUCUACACACACCAUCUACAUCCACUACACACAAACUGCAUUCACUACACAUCUACUGCAUCCACUACACACCCGCACACAGUCUGCAACAAUUAAAUAUACACUGCAUCCACUAUACACAUACUGCAUCCGCUACACACACAUAGACUCGAUUCAUUAAACACCCGCACUCUGCAUGCACUACACACACUCUACACCAACAGUAAACACACUGCAUUCACUCUAUACACACUGCAUCCAUUCUACACACACUGCAUUCUUGUGGGCAGAUGCAGGGAGAGCCCUGUGGGCAGACUCGGGGGUGAGCCCCAAUGGGCCUAGACCUUGAGCUGUGUAUUUCUGAUAGCAGCCCUGAUCUUGAUUUACUUCCUAGUAAUUUAAUUUUGUGAAAUGUCACCCCAGAUACAGGCCUCCAAAAUGAUUAACUUAUGGUGUCCUGUCCCGCCUUCUUAAUUAUGUUUCCUAAUGUUCAGGAAAUUGUACCCAACCAGCAUAGCACAACUUCAAGCUGAGGGAGGGCACUAGAACCAUGCAGAAGGCUUAAGCAUCUGUACAUGGUUUGCCCUAAGUCGGGCCGGCCACCAAGCUGUAAUUCAGUCUGGUGCGUAUCCACACCGGAGUGACAUGCCCUUACUAUGGACUGAAAAUGGUUGGCAAUGCCUGCCUGCUCACUUGUGUAUUGUUAGUGACGCACCCCCAAAGCCCUCCCUUGAUGGGCCUGAUCACAUAUUUCACAAAGUUGGGAGGCAUGAUGAUAGGUAACUUAUUCUGGUUGAAUAAAUGUUUAUUUUGAAAAAAUACACGACAAUAUUAUUUACCUCACACUUAAAUUACUUGGAUACUUCUUAACACAAAGUCAUAUAUUUCAGGAAAUGUAUGUUGUAAUCAUAUCUAAUUUAUGACUAUUGUCUUAUUAUUAUGAAGGAGACUGAAUGUUGUUGAGGGUGUGUGUAAGUGUUAAAAGAGAGGUAGGUGUGUAGUAUGCAUACAGAGAGAAGUAAACGAUUGCGACCUGGCUGAUUUGUGCUUCAUAGACCACUAUGCAACUAUGAAGACUGAGGCAGGAGCUUGGGGUGAAUUAUUCAUCAAAUAUAAGUAUUCGCCUGAAUACGUUAUAUCUCGGUAAGCUGUUAUAGGCUUAUAUAAACCCAAUAUCUGCCAGUUGUGCCAAUCCUGUAGUGUGUAACAGUAUGUGACUAGGUCUCUCAUAAUGCAAAAGUGUUGGUUACAGUAAUGUUUGUUUAGUCAAAGUGAGACAAAAUUAGAAUUAAUAGAAUGUAAAUAAUGAAGUUAUAACAGGUGAGAAAAGUUUACAGAUUUAUUUUUAUAUGACAACAUUAGAACAAAUGUAAGCCGAUAUCAAAUAUAAAAGAAAAAAAAUACCUUGAAAUAAUAAAGGGACUCUGAUGUACAAAGUGGAAACUUUAUGGAUAUAAAAUAGCCAAUAUAAUAUUUUUUUAAAUAACAAAAACGUCAACAAUGAAGCUCUAAAAUUAGUGUUCAGAGUUAAUCUAUCAUUGGAAAAACAAGAACCCUAGUUUGCAUUUCUAACACACUUUAUUAAAGGGACCCAGUAAAACAGAAAAGAGAAAUGUUUCAAGAAUUAUAUUUUUAUUUGUAUUUUUGUGUUUUUCUCAAUGUUAAAAAUGCAAUUUUGUACUAACAUUGGACAUUUUGUAAAUGUUCCAUAAAUGUAUUUGUAUACUGUUCAGCAUUGUUAAUAAUGUAAUAAAACGUCUUAUUUAUUGAAAACGCAUUUAUUGGAUAAAAGACAAAUGCCCAUAAUUUGUAAGUAAAAUGUUCCCCACAAAUCCCCUUUUGUAUAAUAUGACCCACCAACAUUAACCCCCAACCAGCCUGAAAAUAAAAACUACUUUUUUUAAUAUUUUUAUUUGACAUCCUCUGCUCCAAAAAUUUGGCCUGCUAGUCGUCCAGUUUUAAAUAUUGCCUUAAAUAUUUUACCACUAAGUGGAACUCUUUCACAAACUGUUUAAGCUCCUUGAUGAAAAAGCACAAUGAGUCAUAUAUAUUUGCUAAGAAAACAUACUGAAUAUAUGUUGUUCUGUAAAUUUCACAUGCACAGCUCCUUUGUAUUGUAAAUACAAUUUGUUUCUCUGUCUGUCUUCACUUUGUUUUUCAGUUCUUUUUUGCCACCAGCGGUUGUAACUAUUUCAAUAAAACAAAAAUGAUUGCAC
Messenger RNA from Pelobates cultripes (western spadefoot toad), 78782 nucleotides. NCBI's taxonomy places the organism in Eukaryota, Metazoa, Chordata, Amphibia, Anura, Pelobatidae. The record is from the annotation of a GenBank genome assembly.